This is a messenger RNA of Podarcis lilfordi (Lilford's wall lizard), 78745 nucleotides long. The record is from the annotation of a GenBank genome assembly. Lineage: Eukaryota; Metazoa; Chordata; Lepidosauria; Squamata; Lacertidae.
GUACACCAUCAAUGGGAGCCGGCUGGGAGGGGGGAAGAUGGCCACUCUGGCCAGGCUGCAAGAGAGGCUGCCGCUCUUCAAGGGGGAGUAUUACUCUAGGAACAGGUAAAGCUUCCUCUCGCCCUCACGCUCGCGCCGCACUCGCCAGCCUCUCUGAGGAGCCGAAGUUGCCCCCGGAGCAGCCACUCCCACCCCCCCUGGAAAGUUCCCAGGUUUGCUGCUGGGGGGGGGGGAAGGGGGGGAAAGAGAUAAAUUCUUCUUUUGUUUUGGCCUCGGAGCAGCAGCAGGAGCUGCCCUUUCCCUCCCUUCCUCCGCCCCCAGUAGGAUAAAAUCUACAGGUGAACAAGUUGCUGACAAUGCGCAAAAAAAUCGAAAGGGGAGACCUCCCCCCCCCCCCCGACACUUCAUUUCUGGGAGGGGGAGCAGGGGCAUUGGGGUGGGCAAAAGAAAAGUGAGGGGUUUGAUUUGCUGCUGCACCUUUAGCAACUGCUUAGAUUAAGAUUUUGGGAGGGGCAGUUCAGGCUUGUUGAAAUCUCUCCCUAUUAAAGGUGUGGGAGACCUAUCCACGUGGCACCUGGCCAUCCAAACUAGCAUGGUAAAAAAGGGUAAAGGUAAAGGACUCCUGGAUGGUUAAGUCCAGUCAAGGGGGCUCACACCACUGCCCUGUCACUAGUGGAAUACUCUUACAGUGCUUCCCUUUGCUUGCGAGGCUUCCUGGUCCUAGAAAGAUGCCAAGUUAUGGUUUGAAGGUAACAAGUGGCCAUCUUGGCAAAACUAAGCUGAUCUAGGGCUGGUCAGUGCCUCCAGUGAGCGACUUCCUUGGAACCACAUCUAUGUUGUGCCUUGAUUUCAAUGAUGGGAGAAAGGUGGGAUAUAAAUGUUUAAAAAACGAAUAAAUAAAUAAAAUGUCCCCCCUACCCAGGAUAUCGAGAGGCAUGGGAUUCUCUCAAAGAAAUAGAAUACAGUGGUAUCGCGGGUUACAUAUGCUUCAGGUUACAUACGCUUCAGGUUACAGACUCCGCUAACCCAGAAAUAGUACUUCGGGUUAAGAACUUUGCUUCAGGAUGAAAACAGAAAUUGUGCUCCGGUGGCGCGGCGGCAGUGGGAGGCCCCAUUAGCUAAAGUGGUGCUUCAGGUUAAGAACAGUUUCAGGUUAAGAAUGGACCUCCGGAAUGAAUUAAGUUCUUAACCUGAGGUACCACUGUAAAUAGACAAACAAGCCCCAGGUAGACCUGGCAUCUCAGAAACUUGUAUUCAGGACUACCCUUGGGUUGAUUAUGAGUUGUAGAUGUGGCAUCCAGACAUCCUUCCACUCACCACUGAAACUCUCUGUUUGUUCCCACACUCUCUUCUUUCCCUCUUAAUUAAUUGCACUACUACUACAGUCAACUUCAGAGUCUACCACCCCACUGCAUUUCCCUCAAAAACAAAACAAAACCCAAAGCAAUCCACCAGGUUGAUAACUUUCCUAGGUUGUCAUAUACUAUUCAAACUCUUUCCUUUUCCGGCAAAAAAAGUUAUAGCUACACUGGGCUACUUUGCAUGGCUAACAUAACACACACACACACACACACACACACAGUCCCACCCACCCUAUCUUGUCCAAUAUGGAUUCAAUAAUGAUUGGCAUUAGAGUAAUUUUAAAAAUAAUUAUGAUCCAGGGAAUAACCCCACCCCAAUUCCUGUCUUUUCUGCUUUUUUUGUUUUUGAGUUCACAUAAUAUACCAUAAUUACAGCUACGCUAACAUUGUUUUCUGUGAGGCAGCAAUCAUUUCUCCAUCAGGAAAGACUGCAAGGAUGUUGGACACCACUCUUUGUUUACUGCCUAUCAGUUAUAAGACAAAAUUGUUUUACUAGGUUUAAUAAAAGAAUGUGAUCUUACUCAGAGAAUAUAUUGUUUGUUUAUUCUGUUCUUGAAUCAUAAUAUUUGUUUAUUUAUAUGUCACUUAAUUGUAUGGCUGACCAAAAUGCAAAUUGUGAAAAACCAUUUCUUGUGUUUUCAGAUGUGUAGAUGAAUAUAGAAAAAGAGAAUAUUAUGCUGCUGUAAAAAUUCAGAGUUGGUUUCGAGGAUGCAAAGUUCGAGCGUAUAUCCGGUAAUUUGAUUUGCAUCCAAAUUGUAGACAUGCAUGCUUGGAAGUCACCCCCACUGAUAUCAUAAGCCUUUAUUUAUUGGCAAAAUGAUUUUAGGUUACACCCUUAAUCUGUAUGUUAUUUACCACUUUGCCAAGUCUCUCUGAAGUUAAGAACUUGCUUUGCAUAUCGAACCCCCUUAUUUUUCAAAUGAAAAAAAUCAAUAGCUUUCGGCUAUUUUGAAAUUUUCUUCUUAUUUUCUUGUUUAUUUUAUUUAAAAUUGCUAGGCUAAAUAAGCAGGAGGAAAUAAUUUAAAUCCCUUUAGUCAUUUAUUUAUGAAUGUCAGUCAUGUGACAUUCACUUGACAAGAUGUCUCUGAAAAGUACUCAGUUUGAAGAGAUAAGUUUUUAAAACCUGGCUUCUCUAGACUUUUGCAAAGUAUCUAAAUUAACAAAAGACUGCACAUAUAGUUCAGUUGGUAGAGACUCUUAAUCUCAGAGUCAUGAGUUCAGCCCUCACAUUGGGCAAAAGAUUCCUGCAUUGCCGGAGUUGGACUAGUUGACCCUUGUGAUCCCAUCCAACUCUACAAUUCUGUGAUCAUAUCUGUUGUAUCUGUGGGAUGCAGUGUGGAGCUCGUGGUAAUACCAGACUGCAUCCUGGAAAUGUCCCCUUUACUUAAAAAUCUAUUGCUGAAUCUGGCAGCUGCAGUUUCUCCUGCCUGCUUUUCUUCUCUAAUCUGCUCCUCCCUGUUUGUUGUGACGACAUACUUCUCAUUAUAGCAGGCUGGGUGAAGAUGGCAGAAACAGCUUGUAAGAGAUGGUAGAAACCACCAUCUCCAAAUGCAGCUGCAGACUUUAAAGCUAAGAAGUUUUCCAGGUUACAACCUGGCAAUCACUAAUAGUUGGGGCUUCGUGUAGAGAAGCAUGUGGGUUUGCCACCUCUGGUGUGUCUUAUAGAGCGAAAAAUACGGUAUUAAGUCAAAAACAACCACUGGGGCAGUGCUUUCCACUGUCAUCCAUCCCCACCCCCUUCUCCUCCUGCAUGCCAGCUUCAGACAAACCAAAGCUUACCAUUAUGUCUGGAACAGGAAACUGUGGCUUAAUGUGGCUGUUAACCAAGAUCUGAAAACAGACCAAGCAGUUCUUUGUUUUGGAUGUAAUAGGAUCUGGUGCAGAAGCUGGUGUACAAGUGGAAGAAGGAUGGAGAGGAACAAAGAGGAAGAGUGUGGGCCCAUCACUUGCUCCCACUUGGAUAAACUAUGGUUUAUUAAGCCAACAAUGUUAUGUCCAAACCAGCCUAGUGAAACUUGAUAUUAUUCUUCUGAGGCUCAAAGUUCAGACAAGCCUAAAGUGGAAAGCAGCCAGAGAUGAUUAUAUUUUUGCCAGCUUAUCUUAUCCUUGUCAGAAGCUGACACUGACUUAAAACUGUUAACUCUUCGCAUCCUCUUCCCUAUUCCUUUUGUGGCUCUAUAAGAAGUUACAUUGGAAAGGGUCCAUGAUUCAGGCAAGACUUUAGUGCUUUUAAUCCCAGAUUGAUACCAGUAUUCCAGAAAUUUGGAUGAAACCUUCAGUAUUUAAGCUGCCACCUCAGAUUUAGGAUGCAUAUUGCUAUAAAAAGUCUCCAAAUUUUAAUUGUCAAGCUCGACUGCUACAUGCACUGGGUUUUUAAAAAUGGUUCAACUUUUCACUAUUUCCAGGGGAAAAAAAUCUUACCAAGGUAUUUUGUUUCAGGUAUCUGAACAAAAUGAUGGUUUUUAUUCAGAAAUGGUGGCGGGGUUAUCAAGGAAGACAAAAAUUCAGAGAAAUGGUGGAGGUAAAAACUAAAUUCGUAAUUAAAAAUUACUGUAAGCUUUCCAUAAGACUGUACGGAAAUACAAAGUAGGUGAAAUCUCUUCAGUUUGGCCAAGUACUUGCUAGCUUUUAAAUUCACAUGCUGUUGAUCAGGUAUAAAUGUUUCAGGAUUAAAGAGGGGGAAAUAAAUUACUGGUAGGUCUUGUUAACUUUUCUAGGCUGGUUGUAGACUCACAGGUUCUGUUGCUCUUAGAAAAAAAGAAUACAGUAUUAAAGAUCUGAAUUCAAGGGAAGAAUGAGAGGGAAUAUCCUUGGCUUCAUUGGCUUUAUCUCUUCCCGAUGGGGCUGCAUUCCUACUAAAGUUGGCAUGGGGAACCUCUGAUUUGCAAGCCAGAUUAGGCCUGCCAAGGGGCCUAAUUUGACUUGCAAGGACAUUUCCCCACAACUGGCCACCUGCCCCACAUCUGAGACAUCAAGUGUGGGGCAGAUAAAGCCACAGUUACGAAGGGACAACUGGGAGCCUUGGUGCGCACCCACCUUUCCAGUUGUUCCUAUGCAAGCAGAGCUUGCAUUCAGUGCCUUUUAAAUUUGGUCCUUAACACAAGCCUCAUUGAGAGUUGUCCCACUCAGGAGUUCUCAAAAGGAGAGUGAAUCCUACCCGCAACCUAAUAAGCUGUUCCAAGGCUUUAAAACAACAGAUUUUCAGUUUUUGGGUUUUUAAAAACCUCUCCCUUCCCUGUGAUAAUUUUUUGCUAUAUUAGAAAGGAAGUAAUAUAAUAUUAAAGCCAGCAUUUUAAGACCUCCUUUAAUUAAAUGAAAGGAAUUAUGCCUGGCCUAAUGUAAUGAAGAAAGCGAAUUUUAAAAUGAAGUAGCAUCAUUGUGUUCAUUUGUAAAUAACAUAUUGCAGCCAACUGUUUCUUAAUUGCCCAGACUGUUGAUAAAUAAUCCAGUCCUGCUGCUCUCCACAGACAAUUUGCUUUGGAUCAGACUAGGCAAUUCAAAUAACACUAAUUACAGUGAAACCCUUUUACGGUGAAUUCUUCUUUGCCAGGGAGGGUGAGGGGAGUAGUGAAAGAAAAGGAAACCACAUAUCACUUUUCCCUCUGAUUUGUAGUCCCCCUCCCCUCCAAGUCUGCAACUUAUGCUGAAUAAAGGACAUCUUCUGCCUUGAAAGUACUUAUUUUACUUUUUAUGAUGCAGUUGUGAAUUAUGUUCAUUUUGCAUUUGUAAUUAGAGGGCGGAACAGAUGUGAAAGCUUAGUGUAAAGUGAUGUAUCCAUUAAAAUAACCUAUCCUGCCAAGUGAGUGUUUGCUAUAACAGGGGAUUCUUUCACUCAGAGUGGGAUUCGCCUUUAUUGGAAGGGAACCAGGAAAUGUUUUCUAUAUCAAGGGAUUCACUGUAACAUGUUAUCAUUGUAUUUAUGAUUUUAUGAUGUUGGAAUGAAUAUUAAAUGAAACAAAAUUCCCAAGAAUUACUCAGGAGGCAACUAAGUACAUAACAUUUAGUACAGAUGGUUGGAAGGCACAAUUUUGCUCCAUCACUGCAUCCAUAUCCUUGAACGAUUUCGACUGAAGACAGCAUUUCUUUGAAUUUUUCAUUAAACCAGACGUCUUGAAAUAUGAAUUCCUUUUAUGUUUCUGUGAGUUUUGGUUAAAAGAACCCCAGUGAAUAAAUCAUACAAUACUACGUGUCACCAGCACUUGUGAAUAUUUCUGCUUUGUUAUUCUACUCUCAGUAGAGCACCAUUGAUUAUCAAACUCAGCGGAGAGCAUUUUAUGAUCAUAUAUCUCCAUUAGCUGCUAGUUUGACUACCAUAGAUUUUUCUGGUUAAGCCUGCAUUAUGUAUUAGGAAGCCUAUCUCUUCAAUACAAAGUUUGAUUUUAUUCUCUCUAAGCCUAGAACUCUUAUUAUGUAUUAUGUAUAAAGAUUCUUAUCUUUUAUAUGUAAAAAUAGGAGUACUGUCUUUGUGUAACUGAAAUGUAUGCCAUCUUUCCCCCCACCCCUCCUUGAUUCACAGACAGCAUAUUUUAUUAUGAAGAUGAAUUUCUACAAUGAAAUGGCUGUCAGGGUAAAUAUUUCUUCACUUGUUAAACAAAUGAAAAGUCAAUUGUGCUCUGAAUUUGCUUUUAAUAAAAUGAGCAACCCAGAAUAAUAUACACUUGAUUGAUAUGCUGAUGGUAAAGUGAGGAAAUGGUACAUAGUUACAAAUUUAAAGUUACACUAAGUAAUCUAAGUUGCAUUUUUGAAAAUUUCUGUUUGAUUUAAGAUAUUGAUGUGUGAAUUCUUCUCUAUUCCAAAUGUUGGGGCCCUUUGUCAUAGCUAUUUAAAUAUUAUAUUAUUCAUUUAUAUAUGUGUACACCCACCCACCAAUUUUAUUCUAUGAUGGACUCAAAGCAGCUUACACAGAUUUCACUGGUAACCUCCCAUUCAGACACUGAUCAGACCCAGACCUACUUACCUUCAGCUUACCUUGCUGUAUCAUGUGACUCAGACCAGAAGUGAAACCUGUUUAAUUUCGGACCUAGUUGUGCUAGGAUCAUCCAUGGUAAUGGUUGAUGCAUGUAUAGUUUUCAGUUGUGCAAUGUAUGGUGUAGUGUUUAAGAGCGCUAGACUCGUAAUCUGGUGAACCGGGUUCGCAUCUCCGCUCCUCCACAUGCAGCUGCUGGGUGACCUUGGGCUAGUCACACUUCUCUGAAGUCUCUCAGCCUCACUCACCUCACAGAGUGUUUGUUGUGGGGGAGGAAGGGAAAGGAGAAUUUUAGCCGCUUUGAGACUCCUUCGGGUAGUGAUAAAGCGGGAUAUCAAAUCCAAAUUACUCCUCCUCCUCCUCCUCCUCCACCACUUCUUCUUCUUCUUCUUCUUCUUCCAGCAGCAGCUUGGGUGUAUGUGCAUUGUCCUUACAAGAUUUAAAUAAUCUGUGGUUGUGGUUGUUUUUUUUUAAAUUGAAUAAUAUCAUUGGAUAUCACACUGAUCAUUGUUCAAGAGGUGGGAACGGAGAACAGGUGCAGCCCCCCCCAAACCCCGAUCAGUGCUAUUUCUGAGGAAGCGCAUGUGCAGCCCUGCAUUGUUGUGUUGAAGCCUUUGCUAUCUAUGAUUGAGUGCAUUUUCUCCACCUUUCCUCUUAGGGCGGUCUACAUGAUUCUUUUCAUUCCCCCUUUAUCUUCACAACAGUCCUAUGAGGUAGGUUAGAUUAAGUGAGAAUGACUGAUUCAGAGUCAUGACUGGAUUUGAACCCAUGUCUCUCUAGUAGAACACCACAACCACCCUGGCCCUGACCACGCGGAAGUACACACAUGCACUCAGUCCCUCUUUUGCAGGUAUUCUUCCUGUAUUUCACAUGCACACCUUCUGUCAGCCUCAGCUUACUUGUGCAGAGUACUAAGGAUGAAAAUCAGAGUGUGACUUCUUCUUCUGCCCAUCUCUUAGAAACCACAUAUCUGGAUUACCUGAGAUGACAUUCUGGGUAAUCUAGAUCAGUGACAUAUAGAGACUCUGUAGGAAGCCUAGUGUCAAGCUAAGGGGUGUGGGAUACCUAGGUCUCAACAUUCCAGACUCUGAAAUCCAUAGGAUUGGAUCUAAAGUUGCAUGGAGUGGAACUCCGCAAACUGGAUGCUGUCACCGGCAGAAGAGGCUAGGCAAUUUUUGCCGAUUCCCCAUACCCCCGUGGUCGAAAUAUGUUUCAGGGAGUUGAGAGACCCUCUGGAGCAGAAUAGGAGAUGGCACUGGAGGUUGCAGAAGGGAGAGGAGAUCUGUAGAAAUUGCCUUCCCUCCUUCCUGAUGUGGCAACAUCCCGUUUGCUGAAAGGAAGCCUCUUCUGCAUUUGACUCCUACAAACGGGAGGCACUCUUCCGUUUUCAUAACAGCGUAUCUUGAUCCAACCCUUAAUCCUCCCAAUUUUAAUGCAUUUAGCAAUGUUUCUUUUAAGUGAGAUUGUGCUUGGUGUUCAGCAGAGGAGGUCCCACCAUAAUUGUCGUGAUGCUUGCGUUUAUAUCACCAUAAACCCUGUAAAAUCAUUGGCAUAAAUAUUGGCAUAAAACUGGAGCAUAAUACCUGAAAAUUAAUCUGCUGGUGUAAAGACAGGAAAUAAAAAGUUGUACGCUGUAUACAGCCUAUCAGUGUUUUCCUUUUCUUUAUGCAGUCCCAUGCUGCUAAAUUGCUGAAACUUGCCCAUAGGCUAAUGCCUUCAGGUGAAAAGGGAGAGAAAAAAUGCUGUGUGUGUGUUAAGUAAAAAAUAAAAAAUAAAAGCCUUGGGUAGCCUGAUACGGCUUCAUUGUACCAGUGCAGCAUAUCUUCCGUUUUGAAAAACAGUUUUAAAAUUAGAUUCGGACAGAAAGGCAAAACACCUGGUUGGUGUAAUGGCUUUUGUGUCACUGUGCAUUCUUUAAAGCUGUCCCUUAAUUAUAUCUAACCCACUACUGUCAAACUCUCACCUUUAGAACAAGAAAAAGCACAAAGAAAGCAAUUAUUAUAAUGCAUAAUUUUCCAUGAAUCAGAUUUACUUUUAGUAUAGUGGGUUGUUAUAUAUUCAUCCUUUUCAUUUGGAAGAUUUAAGGGUUGCUGUGAAUUUUCAACAACAAAAGUAAUCCAUGUUUUUUAAAGGAACAAUCUUUGUGUGAGCAGAUGGCUUUUGAUAUAUCAAGGUUUUGCCAUUUGUUUUAGUGCUUAAAAUAAACAUUAUUUAUAAGACCACUUACAUUUUGAUGUUACUUAAUGAGGAAUAUGCAUCAUUGAUUUGACUAGCUUAAGAGGUCAUUUAGAACUUGCCCGUUAACAAGCUGUAAUCUGCUGAGCACACAAUGACUUUGUUUAAAAUUAUCUGUUUGGUACUGAUCAAUGACAAUAAUUGUUUGGUACCAAUCACCAUUGAAACUUGCUAAUUACUUUGAAGGGCAUACACACUCGCCUUUUGUAGGAGUGUGUAAAUAUUCACCUUGGAAUUGUAAGAUACGGUAGUGGAAGUAUUACAUUUUCUAACCCAUUCAGCAAAGUCAGGUAGGUAGUUGUGUGUCUUGCACUAUGUUGGGAAACACCAGAAAAAAGCUCUGGCAUAUGGAGAGACUAAAAUGGCUAGGACUCUUCAGCUCAGACAAUAGAUAAUAGGGAAUGUAGAGUAUAUAAAACUAUGACUGUACUGGAAAAGCUAUUAAUGACAAUGUGUGUGCCAUUUGGGAUAGUACUAGUACUGGAAAACAUCCAAUGAGAUGUAAGGAUUAAAAAUGUGUAGGGUGUUGCAUACACAGGUGUCUCAAAAGAUGCAUGCUGUCCGCUUUAGAUUUAAACAACAGUUGACCCAUAAAGCUAAAUGUGGUUUGUGAGUCUUGUACUGUAUAGCAUUCCAUAAGGUAUUCAGUUAACCUCCGGGGUUUGCUGCUGGCCUGGGACUGCCAGAACAGAGGGUUUGUAAAGCACUUCUCCUGACACAACACAGGGCUGCAUCCAGCUUUGUGGAUCACUAUUUGUUCAGGCCUGCUCUAUGUCCUGUUCAAGACUUAGACCUGAAAGGGAGGACCAAUUAAGUCUUAUCUGACACCACUAAAUGACUUUACUCCGAAUGUCAGCCACUUCUUUCUUGGCCUACCACCCAGUUUGGAGUUAGCCUUCUGGAAUACUUUUAGAACCUCCUAGAAUGCUUCAGAGUUUACUUUGAUACAUCCAACCCACUGCUGUGCUCUGCAAAGUUUUUCACCCCUCCUCUAUAUAGUUUAUGUUUAAGAGUGCCAGUCACAACACACUGAUUUUACUUCAGGUGGAUUGCCAAAAAAUAAAUAAAUAGAAAGCGGGCGGGAGACAGUUUCUUACCAGGCUUUGGAGGCCAUUGCAAGAUUUUGCAGGGCUGUCUGAGAUCUCAUGGGAGCCUCCAGAGCCCUCACACGACCAACCUAGCGCUGAAGAGAAGAGUGGAGGGCUUAAAAGCUCUUUCCACAAAGUGUUUUCCCACCCUGGAAAGUGCUUUUAAGCCCUCUGCCUUGCUUACUGGGCUCUGGGAAGGCCCUACACAGGCUCUGGAACUCUUUGCAAGACCUCAGGCGAUAAAAGAGUCUAGACAAAUUUAUGGAUGAUACGCCAUCAGUGGCUAGGAGUCCUGAUGGCUGUGUACUACCUCCAGUAUUAGAGUCAGUGUGCCUCUGAAUACCUGAUGCUGGGCAACUGAGUGGAAGAUGUCUGUUGCCCUCAUGUUUUGCUCGUGGGCUUCUCUUUGGCUGGCCAUUGUGGAAACAGUAUGCUGGACGAAAUAGAUCUUUUGUUUGAUCCUUCAGAGCUUUCUUUUGAAAUAGCCACAGCUUAUCUUUCCUGCAUUGCCCCAUCCCACCUGGCAGGAAAGUUUAACCCUCUGGAAAGUUUAACCCCCCUUCCUUGUGAAUAUGGCUCAGCAAUCACUUCCCUUGGCAUUCAGAAUCAUGUGUGGGUCCCGCUGUGGGUUAAACCACAGAGCCUAGGACUUGCUGAUCAGAAGAUCGGCGGUUUGAAUCCCUAAGACGGGGUGAGCUCCCGUUGCUCGGUCCCAGCUCCUGCCAACCUAGCAGUUCGAAAGCACAAAGUGCAAGUAGAUAAAUAGGUACCGCUCCAGCAGGAAGGUAAACGGUGUUUCCGUGCGCUGCUCUGGUUCGCCAGAAGUGGCUUAGUCAUGCUGGCCAGCUCCCUCGGCCAAUAAAGCGAGAUGAGCACCGCAACCCCAGAAUCAGCCACAACUGGACCUAAUGGUCAGGGGUCCCUUUACCUUUACCUUAUCUCCACCUAGCAUUCCUUAGUUGUAGGGAAAGAGCCUUUAAAGUUGUAAACAGAGACAGAUGGCUUUCUAUGUGAUAAAAUGCAGACCAAUUCUUAAGAUAAUAGCUUUAGUGAAAUUUGAAAUGUAGAGAAGCUAGAUGUUAAUUUACAUGAUACGCUGUAAUUAACUUAAACGUGGCUAACAGCUUUGACUUGAAUAUACUACUUAUUUCUUUUGGUACUGCUUAGGAAAGCAGGUGAAUGGAUUUCAUUCUAAAGGCCCUCAAAAUUCUUUGGAAUAUGCAAAAUACCUUACACAACCAUUGUAAGCUCAUGUUCACUUUAGCAUUCCUUGAUCAAUAAGUACUAUUUCAAUAUAUUACUUUUUCCUCAUACCUGUAAUUAUGUAUACAUGCAUGCUUGAUGUUGAAGCAAUAUCAUCUCUCAUAAAACUAGAUUUUUAAUAUAAAUUGACAAUGUGAUCUCUCUUGCAAAAAAAAGUAUUGAAGCAAAUAUAUGUGCUUUUUCUCCACUAGAUUCAGAAAAGAUGGCGAGGCUAUUACGUGCGAAAAUAUAUCCAUAAUUAUUAUGCACUGAAGAAGUACCUGGAAGCUAUUGCUUUGAAUAAUGAGCUGGUCAGGUAAAGAUAAAAAUACUGAGUAGUGAAACUUUAAAUUUCUUUUUUUAUAUAUUUCUAAAUAGUUUAUGGUGCUAAUUAAAUUAUUUCUUCAUGGAAAGAAUUGCCUCCAUUAUCCAAUAUAUAAAGUAGUCUUCUUCUUUCUCUUACCUAAGCAUGUGGUGCAAAUUAUGGUCUCGUUUAUACCAGUAUGCAUGCAGCUAUGAUUCUACUGAAUCCACUGGAGUGAGCCCAAAGCUGAAAUACAUACAACACAGAAUUUAUCUCUUUCCAUCUGCUCAGGAGAAAAAUACUCUGGACUUUCUAUAUUAACAAGUCUGUAGAAUAAUGAAGUAGUGCUAGAGGCUUAAGUCCGCAAUUGCAACAUGUAUGUGGGCCCUAAUUCUGGUGAAUGGGUGCUGAGACAAGGCACAUGCUGCUAGGCCAUGAUAGUUUUCCAGUGCCUUUACCAGAUAUGGCUCUCAGGGGUCAAGGAGCUGGAGAUGGUUAAGAAGACAAUAUUGCCACCACUGUCCACCAUGUGCACUGAGAGUGUUUAUAGAGUAAUCCAGCCCUGAGUUAGACUCACCUCCAUCACUCAGCAGUGCAUUGAACAUUCUGUCCCUUGGGCCUCACUGCUUCCUUAAGGUCUGUAGGUCAAGACACCAAGAGAGUGUCACUAUCCCUUUAAAAUAGGUGUGGGGAACCUGGGAUCUUCCAGAUGUGGCUGGAAUACAACUUCUCCUAGGCUUGUGCCCCAGGGAGGACACUUCAGGUUUAAGGUGCUGGUUUUAACCUUUAAAGCCCUAUACGGCCUAGGACCCUCGUACCUACGGGACCGCCUCUCCUGGUAUGCCCCACAGAGAAACUUACGGUCUUCAAAUAAAAACAUCUUGAAGGUCCCAGGCCACAGAGAAGUUAGGCUGGCCUCAACUAUAGCCAGGGCUUUUUCGGCCGUGGCUCCGAUCUGGUGGAACACUCUGUCAGGGCCCUGCGGGACUUGACAUCUUUCCGCAGGGCCUGCAAGACAGAGCUGUUCCACCAGGCCUUUGGCCAGGGCACAUCCUGACUCCCUCCCUCGGCAAUCUUUGCGGAGCUCUGGCCCAAUGGUUGCCAGUGGCUUGAAUUAAUUAAUUUUAUAAUGAAUGAUUUUAGAGUGUUGUUUGUGCUGUACUUUUGUACUGUUUUAUUGUUGUUAGCCGCCCUGAGCCCGGCUUCGGCUGGGGAGGGCGGGAUAUAAAUAAAAUUUAUUAUUAUUAUUAUUAUUCAGUCCUGCUAACUCAGUGGCUUGACUUCACUCCCAGAGGCACACUCCACUGUCUCUGAAGACAGACUGAUGCCAACAACAACAGCUUCCAUCAUCCCUGACCAUUGGGCAUUCUAAAUGGGGCUGAUGGGAGUUGGUAUCCAAAAACAUCCACAAGGCUGCAGAUUCCCUAGUCUGAGAAUUGCCCACAAACGACAAUUUCACUUGAUGUGAUUUUUGCCAUCAUGGGUCUUCUCGCAUCGCUUCAGCCCUGUUUGGCAGAUUAUUUCAUUUUUAGCAACUCAGAAAGGGAAAUCAUAAUCUUCUGUGGGAGAAAUAAUUUGUGUUACAGCUCCAAUCAAGAUGCAUCAAUACUUAGAUCUUGUAAAUUUACCCAAAAAAAAGGCAUUUGUGCACAUUUUAGUUAUUGUAAACACAAAUACUGUAGUAAAAAUGCAGCAGAUUUUUUAAAAAAAUUAAUUUGUAUAUUACCCUUCAUUUGAAGAUUACACGGUGGUUUACAGUAUAAAAACAAAAUACAUAACAUAAAAACAAAACAAUAACACCCCACCAAGCAGUACUUAGAAACAAAAAUCUUCUAUGAGUGGUAUUCAGCUAAGCUUUACUCAGAGGCAACCCAUUGAAAUUAAUAAAUCUACCCUAGUUGUGCUUAGUAAUUUUAGUGAAUCUACAUGGAGUAAAGCUUAGCUGAAUACCACCGUAUGUGUCUGGAUAGCCCCCUUUGUCAUUAUGUUUAUAUAACACAUAUGUAAGAUUAGGUUUUCACAGCCUGCCUCUUACAAAGAUAAAUUGGUUUGAUUAAUUUAAAGACUGAGUAUGCAUUUUCUAGAUGUGUCCACUUAUAACCUAUAGCCCCAUAUGCAAAAACUGCCCUAGGUUAUGAACAAGAAAAUGAUAUCAUGAAAUUAAAAACUAGCCUCAGAGAUACAGAUUGGCAGCAUUAAUAAAAAUCAUAAUGCUGUUAAUGGUGAAACUUACAAUACACUGAGUUUCUCUCCUAAUUUUAGUUUCAGAUAUACAUUGACUUUAUCUGUUACUUAAUGUUUUGCAGCAUUAAAGGUGGGAUGCAAUCAACUGAGAAAAUGAGCUAAUUUCAGGAAUAGAUUGAAUUCAUUAGAACUGUUAUCCACAAGCCCUUUGCUAUUGCUUAUGGCUUUAAGCUUCAUUUGAAAUAGGUUUAACUGGCGACCCUUUGGCUUGAACUGCAAGUUAUGAGACAAAUGUGGGAUCCCCGUGUUUGCCUUGUAACACUAAAACAAGAAAGAGUUAGGCAGGAUAGGGCGCCUAAGUCAUUCUUCCUUCCAAAUCCACCUUGGCCAUUUUAACCCUACAUUUCUCAGCCAAGCUCUGAGAUUGGAAGAAGCACAACUGGGGGAUAAAGAGCUGGAGGGCACAUCUUCAGGGGAGAAUCAAUGGAAAAGGGGAGGGCAAGCAUCUUAUUCCCACCAGCUGUUUCUGUGCUACAAACGCAGCCCCAGCCUUUAUAGGAAUCUGGCAGAGAUGGUGUUGGGAACUUGUGUUUGCCUGUGUAAUAAAUGCAUUGUUCUUCGCUUUUCUGAUCCUAAAGGAAGCAGUUUGGACAAAGACAGAUCACUGUCGUGUUUCAAAUUUAGGUGAUGUUGUAGAGUUAUAAUCGGUAUAAAAAUAGCCCAUUUUUAAACCCAAGAGCCUGGGUUAAAUGUUCAUUUCAAAUCCAAACAGGAACUUAACUACUCAGAUUUAGUAUUCCACCAAAUGUUUAAUAAAGCAUCCAGUAAGGACAGUUGGUUUGUCCAGCUUGGGAACAAAACCGAGUGUUUCAGUAGGUCUGACCAGCAUAUCACAGCAUUGUAAACAAAUAUUGCCCAAUGCCCUUGUAGAUGUCUUUAUUUUAUUUUGACCAUUUAUAUCCUAUCUUUAUUAGUAAGUAAAUUCAGGGUGACUCACAAGAAAGUUAUUGCAAAAGCCCGUUUCCCCCUUCAUGUGACAUAAUGAUAUCAUGUGAUUGACAGGUGGGGGUCCUGCCCAUUUGCCAGAUUUGGCCCCUUGAUGCAGAUCCAGAUAAGGAUCUGUCCCAUGCAGCCAAAAAGUCUCCACACCCUAUUCUGUUCCUCAAGAGGGCUCUGGAAACUGAGCACAAACAGUAUGGCUAGACUACACUAGACUACCCAAAGGAAACCUGUUGGCUCUUAGGACUAAGCAGUUUUAACGGAGCAAGAGGGGUUGGAACAGAGAAAUGUUCUGUUGAAAGCAAGCAAUUUGAAACUCUCUCUCUCUCUCUCUCUCUCUCUGUGUGUGUGUGUGUGUGUGUGUGUGUGUGAUUGAUAGGGAUGGGUGAAUUCCCAUAUAUAACAGGGAAACAAUUUGUUGAGUAGGAUCAAAGGCGGAUCUAGGGGAACACAACCGGUACAGCUGCACUGGUCACGGGGCUUCUGAGGCACCGCAACUAUGACAUCCAAUGGAAGGCGAGAGGUUGGGGACACACACCCACACACCAGAUUUUGGUGUCAAACAGGGCACCACUGAAAGUUGAGACACCCAAGGUCUGCUGCUAGCAGAAUCUUGCUUUGCCUUGACAGUUAUCAAGUCCAAAAUACACAUGGGGAUUCUCUGUAUCUGAUCAAGAUCUGAUACGGUAAUUAGUCUUUCUUAACAUGAACAUUAGUUAAUUGUGCAAACUCUCUGUGACUACUUUUCAGCACUGUUUGGAGAUUUCCUUUGGGGAGAAGAUGGUGUCCUGCCUCUUAACAGGAUUAGGUAAAUGGCAGCAUAUUACACUGAUAUGGCUGCCCAUUAGCUUCCAGGCAAAAAUUAAAGUGUUGGCCAAAUUUGAAUCUGUUUCUUCAAAAACUUGGCAACUAAUUUCAUUGUACCACUUUUUUUAAUUGAACAAUUCACCGUAGAGCCUGGAUGAAACUUAAAGCUGUUCCAGAGCAGUGAUAAAGUAAUUAUGGGACAUUUUGGCUGCUGAACUACCUUUAUUAAGGUUACUUAUGGACUUUAGUAUCUUCUGUAGAUUGAUUCUGCUGUUAAAACUUGAGCCUCAGUGUGUAUCACGCACUUUUAUAUAGUCUCAACUGCAACAGAUUUCACAGUCUCCUAUUUUAUCUAAAGUGGGAUCUUAACUGUAAAGUAAGUAGAAAAGAAGGAAAAGGUGCAAUUUCAUUAAGCUCUAACAUAUCAUUGGCUGUCAGGCUGGCCUUGUUAUGCUGUCCAUCCUCAUUUAACUAUCCCACAAGAUCUCUUAAUGAAGUUAAGCCCCAAGUUCACUCCAAUAAUUCUGUGGCAAGAGUUUGUGCAAUGUAACAAUUCAUCACUUGUCAGGAAGGCACUUUUAGUUUAUACAUUUAAUAAGGGCAUCCUCUAGCUUGGUUAAUUAGAAGUGAACAGUUUGCAUAUUUACUAAAUGUGGAGUGUCAUUGCCACCACGGCCUAUUGCCUACAUGAAUUAUUUCUCUAUCUGCAAUAAACAGCUGGGUAAUUAUUACUGCCAUAAUCAGAUAAAUUCCCUCUGUAAGGCUUUUCUUACAUGGCAAUUCUUUGAACUCAUCCAAAGCUGAACAAAAUUUAUGAACUCCAGUAGCUGGGCCACUUUUUCAUAGCAUACUGUCCCUAUUUCAAGGACACAUAUAGCAUUAUAAAUAUUCCAUAAAUUAGGAGGGUAAAUAUGAUUACCUAAAGAUUAUAUAUUAAUAAAUGAGAUUUUUGAAAACACAAUUCUUGGGUUGUAAUUGAUUAAAUUAUAUCACUCCUGCUCUAUGCAGUUGUAGGCAUCUGACAGGGUAUCUGCAGUUCAGGGUAAAAGAGCCAGGCACCAAGAUUGGAAGUAAAAUUAUCUGGGAGAGAAACACCAGAGGAGAGGGGUGUUUGCUCUGUUCAUGUUAAUAGACUUGUAGCUCUUCUUUCAUACGCAUGAAAUGUUAGGUGGGAUUUUAUGUGGGGGGAAUGUAGUGGGCCAUUAAAACAGUACGUUAUCUUGCUUUUUAAUCAUUGUGUUAUAAUUAUUCUUUGUAGAGACAAACUGAAUUUACUCGUGACUAAUUGACUGAUAUGGUUAACAGGGGUAGCCAAUGUGGUGCCCUCCUGAUGUUGUGAUCUACAAUUGCCAGCAGCCCCAGACAGCAUGGUCAGUAGUUAGGGAUGUUAGGAAUUGUAGUCCAAAACAUCUGGGGGACCCCAUACUUUCUGUUCCGUGGCUAGUUGUACCCACACAUAGAGGGAUUUUUGUUUGUCCCCAGGAUAUGUUAUCUGUUUUUUUCUGGUUUGGUUUUAGUUUUUUAAUGGGGUUUGGACUAUGAGACUUCACUGGAUCCUUCUAAAGAGGAAAAUGAACUAAGUGAAGAAGGGAAAGUGUAAGAACAGGAACGGUUUGCAAAGAGCUAGCUCUCUAAACUGGGUGAAUGGGCAUUAAAUGUGAUUCAGUGCAAUCAAGUGUAAAGUUAUGCACAUUGGGUUAAGUAAUUCUAACUUCUUAUGGGAGGUGAUGGGAGUUGUAGUUCAGCAACAUCUCUAGGGCCAAGGGUUCCCCACACCUGACUUAAAAUGAAUAUGACCAUAGUAUAACGUUGCCAUACAUCCGGAAAUUCCCAGACAUAGGUGGAAUACUGCAGUUGGAAGCAGUGUCUGGUGGAAAUUGCUAAAAUGUCCAGAAAAAUCCGGAUGUAUGGCAACCUAUGUUGGUCGUGUUGUUUUUGGCGAUUUUCCUUUAAAAUAGCUCAAUUUUUGUGUGUGUGGUCCUUUUGGCAAUUUUGCCAAACAAGCUCAACAAUUUUGGCCCAUAUUUUGAAACAUGGCAACCCCACCAUAGUGUUAUUUCUCACAAAGCUUAUACACGCUCUCCUUGUUACAUUUUGGAAGGUUCUCAGAGUGAGUAAGUAGAAAACUACUGUAUCUUUCUGCAGUAAAACUCCUGAAGCCUCAUUUAAAUGUAACUCCACUCCCGCCCUCAUCUUAAAUGAACAUAUAACUUCUCGGUGGUUUUUCGUAGACUCCUGUGUCUCAUCUCCUCUCUACUUAGCAUAGCUCUGCUACUGAAAGUAAAUAUUGGGGCAGGAAGGCAGUAAUCAGAGGAAUCAUUGCUGAUGCACUACUGACUGUGAUCCCCAGAAAUUGAUGUAGUGCCAAUUCAUGUUGAAAGCUCCUUUAUUGACUUUGAGGCUCAGAGAGCUGAUGUAAGUGUAUCUGUAUCUUUUUAAAAAUACUUUUACAUAAAUAAAUGCUUACUACAUGUGUUGUAAAAAAACUUUUACUGAAGAUUAUUGGCACAAUCAAAUAACCCAUUGAUAGCCAAAUUUUACACUUCAUUGGCCAUGUGGAGACAUCAUGGUAAUCAUAAACCAUAGUUUACCAUACAAGACUGUGUUGUGUCCAUUUCACUCCUCCCUACCACUACUUGGGAAAAACAAAGUGAAAUCCUUGGCUUAACAUCAUGGCAGCGUUGGGGAUUGUGAUUCAUUUUGGUGAAACCAGGAUUGCUAAGCCCAGAACAAAGCUUAGAUUUGCCUACAAGCUAGGAUACUUCAUUUGAACGCAGCAAUAAUUUUAUAGAAAAGGAAGGAGCAAUGACUUAGAUCCCAAAUCAUAAAGACCAGCAAUAGAUUAUCUUGGCAUGAAAUAUGUAAACCACUAUCAUUUUUACCUUUCUAGUAGAUCUAAAGAAUAGAGCAGGCAUAGGCAAACUCCAGCCCUCCAGAUGUUUGGGACUACAAUUCCCAUCAUCCCUAGCUAACAGACCAGUGGUCAGGGAUGGUGGGAAUUGUAGUCCCAAACAUCUGGAUUGCUGGAGUUUUCCUAUGCCUGGAAUAGAGAGUUGGAAAUGUGGUCAUGAGAUCAACAGACUAGUUUGAUACUAUAUCCCUCCUGAUAUGAUGACUCCAUCAGAGUAAACCACAGUUUUAUUUUGUUUUUAUUAAUGUUUUACUGUGAAUAUGCCCUAUCUUGACUGUUUUGCUCUACCCUUUCCUAUACAAAUUAUACACUAUUUUGUUUUGUCUGAAAUGCCCUUUGCUUUCCUUAAUGCUACAUAUUUAUAGUUAUACAGUCACAAGAUCACAAACUUCUUAUUAAAAUGCAAAACAAAAUGCAAUAUUUUGAUAAAGUUCAAUGAAAGUAUGUCAGUAUAAAUCUGCAAAAUCUUAGUGUUGAGUGCAUCACCAUUACGGUCUGAAUACUGCUGUAAUCAUCAUUUAAAGACAUCUACUAAAGUGCUAGGAAAACAUUAUAUAUGUAUUUUUAACAUUUAUAGAAACAGAAGGAGCACUGUCAACCAAAUUUGCAUCUCAUAGCUGGAACCAACACCACUGCACACUGCAUAAAUGAAAACUCAGAAUAACAAUAAGUUACCUUGGCACAUGAAUGAGUUUUAUUUUUAAUACCUAACCAAAAGUGAAAAAUUCACAGUCUCAGACAUUUGUUGCAUAUAAUCUUAGUUGAAUCAUGAUGACAAGUGUUCCUAAGUGCAUUACUUCUAAAAUAUGAAUGCAUUUAACUAGUGAAAGGAUUUAAAUUAUUGUGGCAUUUUAACAUAAAAAGAUUCUAUUCCUUUUUCUCCAACUUCCCCAAAGCUUUAUUAGGCCUUCGUUCUCGCUUUCUCCAACUUUUACUAUUUUGUAGGGCAUUUGGGGGCAGAAUGUCAGGCACAGGUUCACAUAUUCAUUUUCCUUUGUGACUUCACUAAUAUCCUAUGCAUAGGGUAGGAACAUAAGAAGAGCCAAGCCAAGUUUAUAUAGGAUUACAUGACAGGCAACAUCUUAGAAGAGGAAUUCCUAGUUCAUCCUCGUGCUGAAGGGCUUUUGUAAGAUGGUGCCAUCUAAAACAAAAAAGUAGACUUCCGGGGUGGCGCCAUCGGCAAUGGCGGACUCCCUCUGAUCUGGAGGGACUAGCUCCACGCGAAACGGGUCUUUUCUGCUACAGCGAAGCGGGGACCCUUUCAAAAAUCACAGGCGGAUGAAGCCUGUGACCAUGGGACUCGGCGGGCACCCUUAGCGCCCCCCCAACCCGCAAAGGAACCCACUAACGGGCUCCGAAGUGAAGAGGGGGAAGUGGCGCGGUGCUGAGAGUCAACUGCUUCUUCUGUGGAGCGAAGCCGCAUAGCCGUUGCCGGAGAGCGCUGCCUUUUUCCUGGGACAAUUUGGCUUCUAAAAUAAUCACCCGUGAGUACUUAAAUUUCGGACAAUUGGACUUUAAAUAAGGACUUGCGAGCAGAAAGGAAUUGGACUUAAAAAUUUACUUCAAUUUGGCACUGAAACGGGAAGGUCUAAACAGGAAGUCAGCCUUCCGUUUCUUUGUAGACAGAAUAAAGCAAAGACAAGGUAAACUAGAGCUCAGAAAAUCGCUUCUAAAAGAUUAACUUUCAUCAUAUAAAAUUGUUGAACCCCCCCUUCGGAAGCAGGAGAAGAAGGGGGAUAUUUUUCGGACUGUUUAAACCUGCAGAAGUGAGUUUAAAGUAAAGUAACUUUCCACCGUCCUGAUCCUGGAGCGGGGUGUCAGGACUGACGUUUGAAGCUCAUUGACCAGAGACAAACGUUUUUGACAGAUAGCUAAAAGAAGAGAAACAUAGUGAUUCCAUUGUUCCCCUUCACAUUUUAAAGGAACAAAUAUUGACAAAAUAUCUGAAAAAGGAAACUUUGUUGCUAGAUUUGUCCCUAAAAGAAAGAACAAAUAGAAGUUUCCCCCCUAGAAGGAGACUGUGAAACUGUAACCAAUUCCAGGGAGCUUGCAGCUGUUAUAGAUUACAAUCGUGGGAAUAGACUUUUGACCUUGUAGGACAAUGUAUUCAGAAGCUCUGUUGUGUGCUCUCUGUAAAACAAAUGCCCUAUUGGAUCAGUUAAAUGAGAAGACGGAUUUGAUGACUGAUGUGAUCAGAAUUUUUGAACAGGCAGUGGGAAACUCUAUGGAGCCCACCCAGGAAUUAAAUCAGGAGUGUGCCCCGACAGAACAGAUGAGAGAAGAGGAUGUUGCUGAAUCUUGGGCGCCAGAGAUGGAGGGAGCUGUGGCCCUGCAGGAACAUGAGCUUUUGGAUUUGACAAAUGAACUUGGAAAAAGCCAGAUUUGGAAAGAUAAAGUUUGGACUGGUUUGGAAAUGGGGGGUUGGAUAGACCCCCCUAUGCAGGGAUGUUUGGACUUUUCAAGUCUGGCAAUGGGCCGUGAGAUGUUUGGGGCUGUGGGGGCUCUUAAUUUUGGAGGGAUUCUGAAACAUGUUUUUAAAUACCACAUGGAGUUUAGUCUGGACUAUGGAAAAGGGGCUGAUUUGUUGAAAAGGGUCAAAAACAUUGCCAAGCUGGAGUUCCCACGAGUGAAAGGAGAAUAUGAAGAAGAGCCGCGGAAGGGACAAGGAAGGGACUUAAGGGCCUCGGAUAUAAGGUUACCAGGUUAAUGCGCUAGAUCAAUGGGAUAAAAAGGACUGACAAAACCCGGGACCAGGAGGAAGGGACGCUGGAUGAAGAUUGGAUUGUUUUUAUUUCUUUUUUAUAUUACUAGGAUUGUUUUAUAAAAUUGAUGAAUGUUAGAAAAAUGUUGGAACGAAAUUACUUGGCUUUAGCAAAAAUGUUUAAAGAAUUAGGUAAGAAUAUUAUGGUUAUGAGAAGUUGGUAAAAAUAAGAUUUAAGUUUUAAGUUUUAAGGUUUUCUAUAAGAUAAGAUGAAAAUAGAUUAAGGUAAUGUAAUGACAGAAUAUUAUGAAAUAUGGAAAGGAUUUGCUGCGACAAUUAAUAACUAGGAUACAAAAAAAGGGAGGAGGAGGAGGUCAAAGAAAGAAGGUAAUGAAAGUUGAGAAUUCGAGAAUGAUGGAUUUGUUUUUGUGUGUUUGUGGUGUAUUUUUGUUUUUUGAAUUUGUAUUGUUUGAUGUGGUUUGUUUUUUCUUUGGUUUUUUUCUUUUUCUGCUUUGUUCUCUUUUGUAAUUCUAAAAAUUUUUCAAUAAAUAUCAUUUUUUUAAAAAACAAAAAAGUAUGCCACGUUCUAACCAAUUUUUAUUCAUAUGUAGAUUUACAUAAUUUAAUCAAUUAAUUUAGCAAUUAUGAAUUAUAACUCAUAGGAGAAAGGAAUAAUCAUUUAUUUGAGUUGACAAAAAAAUGUGACAUCUUUAAUCUGAAUGGUCAAAUUAUGGGGCCCUGAUUCCCCCUUCAGAUUCAACUGAUGUUUUGCUGCAUUGUGAUUUCAAGAGGGUGAUACACUGGUACCUCUGGUUAUGAACUAAUUUGUUCAGGAGGUCCGUUUUUAAGCUGAAACUGUUCUUAUCCUGAGGUGCACUUUCGCUAAUGGGGCCUCCCGCUGUGGUCGUGCCUCUGGCACGCGAUUUCCGUUCGCAUCCUGGAGCAAAGUUCGCAACCAGGAGCAGCUACUUCCGGGUUAGCAGAGUUCAUAACCUGAAGCAUUUGUGACCAGAAGCAUUUGUAACCAGAGGUACCACUAUACUGACAUCUAGGGGUUCUUAUUAAAAUUUUUUGUAUUUUUUAAAGAAUUUAAUUUAAAAGUUUUCAGGAAAAGUAGAGGGAAAUGUGUAUGUGCUUUCACCUGGGGUGAUCAUUUUGUUCCUUCAGUAUUUUCCUUCACUCAUAGAAGUAUUUUCCUCUACCUUUGGUAGAGACUGUCUCCCUUUUUGCCUUCCCUCACCUUUGAGUCCCAAGCAUGUCUGCCCAUGAGAGACCCACUGCAGAAACGUAUACAGUGGUAUCUCAGGUUACAGAUGCUUCAGGUUACAGAUGCUUCAGGUUACAGACUCCUCUAACCCAGAAAUAUUACCUCGGGUUAAGAACUUUGCUUCAGAAUGAGAACAGAAAUCGUGCUCCGGCAGCGCGGCUGCAGCAGGAGGCCCCGUUAGCUAAAGUGGUCUUCAGGUUAAGUACAGUUUCAGGUUAAGAACGGACCUCCGGAACGAAUUAAGUACUUAACCCGAGGUACCACUGUACUAGAUGCACUGAAUUAGAAUAUUCAGUGCCCUCUAAUUUGUUUGCACUGGUUCAGGAUGAAGCUUAAUUCCUAUCAAAUCUUGCUACCUGGGAACAUACAUUUAUUUUCUGAUAUCAUUGGACUUCCCUUAAGAAUCUGCAGACAGUUGGGGGUGCCUUCUGCUUGGGAAUUGGUACCACUCUAGAAGCACUGUAAUAGUAGGGCAUAACAUAUAAUCCUUUCUUAAAAUAGUUCCUUGUUUUUAGGCUCCCUAUUCAGUCUUGGAUUCCUACUUAUAUGCCUCUUUGAAUCACUGCUUACCCAAACGUAGGACUCUGUGUGAACCCACUUGAGGAAGAAAUGCUGUUGCUGUAAUUAUUGUCCUUUAAAAUGUUCUCAUUCAUCACAUUCCUGCACUCAUCCCAACUCAAACCCUGUUUUUCCUUCUAUGGGUGUGUGCUAGAGAGCUUAGAACUCUUGCAGAAGGGAGAGAUUCCUCUCUCUUCCCACCUAUUCAUUGUUCUAGAUCACUAGCCACCUAGUGUUGAACUAGGAUCUAACAACCACAUCAUGUUUUUAUAUGUAUAAUGCAUUUAAAUUCAUAAAUUAUAGUGUUUCCAUUAAAUAUUAUAUAAGAUACCCUACAAGUUCAACAAAAGAUACCAUCUUAGCUUUUUCUCUGUUGCCAGUUUAGCAUUGAUAUAUAUUGUGAAGAAAAUGAGCUCUAAAAAUGUAGGCUGCUUGUUCGCGUAAAAAAGAAUUAUAUCUGCUCAUCAAUUCUGUGAGUGGUAUUCAACUAAGUUUUACUUAGAGUAGACCUAUUAAAAUGAUUGAACAUGACUAAACUAGGUCCAUAAAUUGCACUGGGUCUAGUCUGAGUAAAAUAUAGUUGAAUACCAUCCUAUAACUCCCAGGGCGGUUAUUGGACUAGCAUUGGAGAUUAAAGAAGAAAGGAAAUACUUGUUACUGAUAUAGCCUUUAUGCUGCAGUGAUUGUUCAUAAUAAAAUUAUUUGCUGCCAAGUUCUGCAUUUUUUGACAAAUGUAAUUUAAUUUUAUCAAAUUACUAUAGUGAAUAGUGAAUCAUCCAUUCAAAAUAAUAAUAGUCAACUUUCAUUGAUGAAACACAAUUAUUUCAGAUAUCAUUAUAAUUAAAUAUAUAUUUGUAUAUAAAUGCUUUUCUUCUGUGUUGUCCAGCACUUACUCGUUUUUGGACAAUGCUAGCUUUUACCAUUAUUGGCAAGAAGUUGAAUGGAAAUGAAGAACUUGUAAAUAUUCAUUCGUAGGCAUUUUAUUUUCUGCGGUUCAUAGACACUGAGGCUGACCAGACAAAUCUGCAACGAAAAAAGAGUAAUUACUAAAUAGGAAACAUAUGUACCAAUGUUGACAGGUGUAAUUGCUUUUAAAAAUCCGAGAAUGUAUGUUUAUUUAUUUUUAUUAAUGCUAUUGUAAAAAUGCUUAUUUACUCACAUUUCUCGGCUCUGAGAUCUGUUCCUUGAGGACAAAGAAAGGUCACCAGUCUCUCCAAGUCCUAGUUCUUUGUCAAAAGUGGACACAGUUAAUGAGGUUGGUUUGGUACGGCACAAAUUCUCAGACACAGAUAGAGAUCCUUUCAAUGGAAACAAAUUUGUUUGGCUUUACCAGGUUACUUAGCGAUUAAUAAUAGCCUUGAGAUGCAGGUCAGAAAGGUCAGUGUACCCGCUUGCCAAUACAAUCUAAAAUGUACAGCAAGUCCAGGUCUCCAGGCUUGGAGGCCUCCAAACACUAUGCAUAAAGUAAAACAGGCUAUUUUCCAACUUCUUUUUUCAUAUUAAUAAGCAAUUUUCAAGAGAAGUGUGGCAAAAUGGGGGCCAUGCCACUCUAAGUAAUUCAUUUAUUUUGCAAUUUAAUCUUAUGUUGGAAAAAAAUUACACUGCUGCAAAAGCAUAGCAUGGUGAUUUUUAAACGUCAGUAUGUUUCAUAAGUAACCUUGUAUGAAAUAUUGUAUUAGAAGCCUUUAACAGUAAAAGGCAACAAAAAGAAAAAAGAAAACAUUCCAGGGAUUGAAACAGAAUAAUACAUCUUCUCCUAUCUUUAAUUUAUUUCUGUUUUGUUCUACUUUUGCCUUGUACAUUUGAAAGAAAAACAUGUGUGAUUUGCUUAAUAUUUUACUCUACAUGCUAUGGAUUAAUAUUUUGAUGGAAAAGUAAAAAAUGACAUAGCACAUAGAUUUUUGUAACAGAGUUUUCUAUAUCUAUGGUAAAAAUAUUGCCAGAUUGCAUGUUUUAAAAAGUGUCCCAUUAUACUGAAAAUAUUAUUUAUUUGUUUUGUAUCUUGCCAUUCAUCAACAAGCAAUCUCAGCAUGGGUUACAUCAUAAAAAAGGGAAAAAAUACAUCCAUUGUAAUAAAAUGCAGUAGCAUUACAAACAACAUCAAAACGUUCCAUAUCUACAUAUUUAUAGACAGUGAGAAACUGGAAAUAUCUAUAAUUGUAAUGGAGUGAGAAUGCUCUGGUUUUAGGAUGGAAAGAGUCAACUGAUUGUUGCAUGAUCAUCAUAGUUUUCUGAAUAGCUCUGUAAUGCAAUGAAAUCCACAGUCUCUACACUUCACACAGGUUUAACUCUGAUUAUUUUUCAAAGCAAACCUUUAAAGUGCUUCUUGCGUUCAGCCUUUAUUUCAGGAGACUCCCACUGUAGUAAGUAACUGAUGAUGUAAAAGAGAGAACUUGUAAGAACUUCUAACUAUGGAGGUGAAUUCUAGGGGUAGGAAGCCUGAAGAAACCUAGUUUUCAGUUCACGUCCUAGCUGGGAAGCUUGAGGGCCCAUAGCAAAUUAGAUGAAACUCCAAUUUUGGAUAAGGGGUCAAAAGGAAACUCUGCUGAUAAAAGUUCCACACCACAUGGACAUCUUCAGGAGAAGAAAAGGCUAAUGAGUGUACCCUACACAAAUCCGGAGUGGAGUCUCUAAGGCGGUUGAAUGGUGUCUUGUGUGCCAUCAUUGACCAUGGGCUGAAAAUGAUCAGCAUUGACCUUGCUGCUUUAAAGGAGACCAAACUUGCUUCAAAUGACAGCCUCCAAGAGAUGAACGACACCUUUUUCUGGCAAGGAGGGCAUCCAGAAGAACCACAUAUUCAAGGUGUAGGCUUCACAGCAUGGAACCCUCUUCUGUCUGCAAUAGAACCGCUGACCAAGGGCUCAGAACGCUUGCUUUCCCUCACCUUUCAACCACCUCCAGUCCAGUUAACAUCUUGAAUGUCUACACUCCCACUAGACCAGGCUGUCGGGAGGGUCCCAGCUUGCGAACACCUAUUCCUGCUGGGAGAUUUCAAUGCUAGAGUUGGAGAUGAUCAUCACACGUGGGGCAACUUCAUAGGCCACUUUAGUAUUGGCAGCAUGAACAAGAAUGGACAACAGCUGCUAGAACUGUGUUCAUAUCACAGCCUCUGAACCAUGAAUAGGUUCUUCUCUACCAAGGCAAAACAGCAAGUGUCAUGGAGAUGUCCAAGGUUGGGGCACUGUGAUCAUGUCACAUGGAGCUACCACAGUGCCGACUGUGACACGGAUCACUCUCUGGUGAUGAGCAAGAUCUUUCUCCGAUUCUGUCAAAGAAGAUCUACUGGACUGCCCCAGAGAUAGCGUCAAAGCAAGGUGGAACUACAUACAACACAGCUAUGACCUCCUUUGGUAAAAGAGAGCAGCAGAUCCCUGACUGAGCCCGACAUUAAGAACAUGGAGCCUCUUUGGCAUAUUCUUCUCCUUGUUGCUCUCCUAUGUCUUCAGCUCGAUUGAAGACAGUGUCUACAUCCAUUCAAGGAGUGGUGGAGGACUAUUUAACCUGACACGUCUGCACACCAAGACAAAAGUGUGGUGGGUCCUUAUCUGAGAGAUGUUGUUUGCAGGUGAUGCAGCCUUGAUUGUGCACUCCAAGGAAGCGCUAGAGUCUCAUCAACCAAUUUGCCUGAACCUGUAUGGGAUUCGGCCUUUCCAUCAGCCUGACAAAGACCAACAUCCUGGGUCAGGAUGUUGCCUGGGUGUGUCUAAGUGCAAACAGCUCCUCUUUGAGAACACACGCAUGGUCCUUUACAUAUGUAUUGUGGAUUUUUUCAUAUGUAUUGAGGCUUUCCAUUUAUAGGUAGGCAAUCGGUGUACCCUUUGAGUGCAUGCAAAAGUGCCCUGCAUGUGCCCUUUGUAUAUACAUGGGACGCUUUGAAUUAAUUGUAAUAGUUAAUUACAUGCAUCCAAACCAGUGCCAUUAAAAUCAAUGGGAGUUUUGCUAUUAACUUUACUGUGCUAUGGAUUGCACUCCCUGAUAUUUAAUUGAUAUGGAAUAUGUUGAAGUAUUAUAAAUAUUUACCCUACAGGAACUGAAUUAUUUUCAAUGCUGUAUUUUACAUAAGAUGCCCAGAAAAAGGUCAGAACUUACCUAAUUAACAUUUAUUAAAUCUACAUACAUCGCUGAACAAAAUUUAUGUCUUUCACACACAAGGUUAAUUUGAAUUAGUGUUUCUUAAUACCAAUAACAACAAAUGUUAAUCAAGCUAACUUCUACUCUGGGUAUAUGUUAGUGAGGGUGAUACUGUAAUGUGUUGUUAUAAAUAUAUUAUGCAAUCACGUUUUAUCUAUGAAAUGUUUUAAGGGUUCAAUAAUUGGCAAUAGCAUUAGUAAUUUAUUAGAAAAAUCUUAGAAACAAAUUCACAGGGUAGAAAAUUCCUGCAAGAGUUCUCUUAACUAAUUACUUAAUCUUCUGUGUCUUAAUACUGAAUCAGACCAUUUGUUCAUGUAACCCAACACUAUCUACUCAGACUAGAAGCAGAAGUCCAAGGCAGAAGGAUAGUGGUCUGGGGUUGUGUGGAGGUCAAAUACACAUUACUAUUUCUGAAGCAGGGUCCCUCCCCCCAGUGUCCUUGCCUCCAGCAUCCUGGAGCCAACCAGUCAGCAUAAAAGGAGAGAUUUUAGCCAAAAAGUAUUUCCACCCUUUCUGGUGAUUUGAGCCAAUCUGAGUUGAAGGAGGUAAGUCAGCCACUGAGGAUUGACUUCUAGGGACACUCUGGAGUCAGAUGCGCAAGAACAACACCGAUGAGUUGUUCUGUGUAUUCCAUAUAAAAACCACAAGCUGCUACAGUUUCACAAAACUGAUGCUGAAGUUCUGCUACGGACAAUGGAACUUCAGGGAAAACACAACUCAAGUCACUCCAAAAUAAUAUAUUGGAGCACUCCAAAUCAUAUACCCAUGUGCGUUCACAGAAAAUAGUAGAUCUAGCUGAAAGGCAACACAUAGAGAACUGCACUAAUUGUUGCAAUGCAUCCCUAAUUAUUAUUGCUGUAUAAUCUUACAAGGUUGUAUAAACUUGGAAAGGGACAUGGCUGUGAGGAGGUCUGGUUGUGAGGGGGUAUAGCUGUGACUAUUAUGCAGGGACCCUGCAUUUCUGAAUUUGCUAAUACACUCCUGGUCCCAGGUCCAUUGGGGAGGAGUUUCCUAUUUUGUUACCUGAGAUCUACCACUGGUGCAUGGCCCCUCUCCCAAUUGUUGUCGUUGUUUAGUCGUUUAGUCGUGUCCGACUCUUCAUGACCCCAUGGACCAGAUCACGCCAGGCACUCCUGUCUUCCACUACCUCCUGCAGUUUGGUCAAACUCAUGCUGGUAGCUUCAAGAACAGUAUCCAACCAUCUCGUCCUCUGUCGUCCCCUUCUCCUUGUGCCCUUCAUCUUUCCCAACAUCAGGGUCUUUUCCAGGGAGUCUUCUCUUCUCAUGAGGUGGCCAAAGUAUUGGAGCCUCAGCUUCAGGAUCUGUCCUUCCAGUGAGCACUCAAGGCUGAUUUCCUUAAGAAUGGAUGUGUUUGAUCUUCUUGCAGUCCAUGGGACUCUCAAGAGUCUCCUCCAACACCAUAAUUCAAAAGCAUCAAUUCUUCGGCGAUCAGCCUUCUUUAUGGUCCAGCUCUCACUUCCAUACAUCACUACUGGGAAAACCAUAGCUUUAACUAAAUAUGCAAUAAUGCGCAAUUUCCAUAGGACCCUCUCUGUCAAUCUCUUUAUACCUGUAACCUUGUGACUCAGAAAGGGAGACAAAUGCUUAUUCAACAGCAAAAACAGACAGAGGGUAGUUCCUUAUUUACAACCUCCCCAUACUUACUGAGCUCUGUUAGUAAGCAGAAUGUUGAACUUAGAAAGACCAUUGGUCUAACUAAGCAUGGCACUACACAGUCAUCCAUAAGUAUCUAUUCUAGGGAGGCUACAAAUUUUCAUGUGGCAUCUAACUCACAUAACCAGCUACACGUUUCCUUCAUGCUCCGGUACUAUAUGGAGAAGUUUAUUCCUUUAUCUUCAACUCCUGCCCCAACAUUAAAAUAUCUUGCUGUGUUUAGGGAAGCUUAAGUUUCACAGCUCUGUAUUGGGAAGCUUUUGAUGUCUGAUGUAUCUUGGGUUUUUUUUAUAUUCUGUUGGAAGCCUCCUAGAGCGGCUGGGGCAACCCAGUCAGAUGGAUGGGGUACAAAUAAUUAUUUUAUUGUUAUUAAAACUAAAACCAGUCAUUUCUAAACAAUUUGUAAGCUGAUUUUGUUCUAAAAACAUAGAUACAAGGAUACAUAAUAGUUUACCUAUGAUUCUGAUUGGAUUUUAUUCUGAUCCUGAUCUGAUUUGAGGAUGUAUUUUAAUUGAUUGUCUGAUUUUAUGUUAAUGUGUUAUACAUUUGAUGUUAGCCGCUCUGAGCCUGGCUUCGGCUGGGGAGGGCGGGAUAUAAAUAAAAAUUUAUUAUUAUUAUUAUUAUUAUUAUUAUUAUUAUUAUUAUUUAAACUCUUGUUUACAUGAAGCUGGAUCUCCCAAAAUGGUUAAGAAUCUUAGUGCAUUGAAUGUCUCUUGAAUUCCUUUGUUCUAACAGUACUAGCCAGGCAUUGCUGAAUGUAGCCAAUCCUGAUGUUGUCGAUUUCAGUAAACAGUCGACGAUGCCAGCAUAUCAUCACUAGGGAAGAUGGGCUGGGAAAGGCUUUUUAAAGCACUGAUGCCUUUUUACAUUGGCCCAGUAAUCAUUUAAAUGUUUUCAUGCAGGAAAGAACUGGAAGAGUUUGCGGAGAUGAAGGAGAAAGAGGAACGGAAAAAAGCCCUCGAAAGAGAAAAAAGGAAAAAGGAUUACCUCGCCCAAAAGAUGCAUUACCUCCUUAGCACUGUGCAGGUUGGUGUACCUGUCCCUGACAGCUCAUGCAAACCACUGAGGCCCCUAGCUUGACAGAGAUAAACUAGCAGGCUGAAUGGGACAUGACUUGUUGAAAAGAUAUCACAAAGACACUACUUCGAGUUCAAUUUAGUGCAUUUCUAUAGGCGAGAGCAGGUACCAUGACUGCUGCGUGACACGACAGCAGCUUCAUAGAGGCGGCAUCAGCGCGGCUGGCAGAAAGAGUCCAAGUCAGCAGUUUGAUCUGCCAUUGUGAUAACACAACACAAAGGGCAUAACCUCACUUUAAAAACUCAUUUUGACUGGCUUAUUGUUGUGGUGGUUUCACUUGUCAAGGACUAACCAGUUAUUAAGCUGAGGAGGGGUUUCAUAUUUUUUUCUGUUUUAAUUGAGCUAAUGCUUUGACCAGAAUUACAUUGCUCCACUAUGUUUCAAAAUAGGUGGUUAAGAAUGGAUUAUCUGUAAAAAAACACACAACUUUCCAGAGUGAUCUUCUUGGGUCAGCAAAUUUACCUUGAUUACCUUCUUGUAGACAGUACUCUUGAAUAUAUUCCAACAGAUCUAUUUACUCUUCUUAGAAGAUUUGCUGGAAUUCUGAAGAGCUAUUUGGUAUGACAGAUGUUCCCCUUUUUAAUCCCUGCUUAAGUUCAUCAGUGCAAAUAAGUCUUUUCCUGCCUGCGAUAAGUGCUUAUUUAUAUGAACAUCCAUACUGGAAAUGCAAGCACAAUUGUUUCAGUCUUAAAUGGGUAUCUGUUAUUGAUGAUUAGACUUUUUAUUUAGUCAUGCUCACUUUUUGCUUAACAAGUGUCAUUCUUCCAAUCAGAGAUCGAAGACAACAGCAUAAGAUUUUGCCAUUGAAAAUUUAGCUCCCUUCUUUUGUGUCACAUCAAUCAUGAAUAAGCAAUGUUGGAGUUUGUUUACCUAAGCUGCAUAGCAAUUAAUUAUGGGAAAGUGAACUGAUUAGUGGAAAUUAGUUAUUUUAAUUGUAAAUUUAGUGAAAUCAAGGUUUGUUUGUGAAGAAACAGAAGAAAGGACUAAUUAGUAAAUCAAUAUUAUUAAAAAUGAAUUAUUCAUCUGCUCCUUGAAAGAAAAAAUCUCUGGGAGAGGACUUUUCAUUGUUUAAAACUUUAAUUUAGAUAUAUAAAUACCUCCAAAUAUUUCAAAGAGUGGACAAACCUCAUGUCAAUGAAGACAGUGCAUAGGGGUAUUUAUGGUUAAUUUGGAAAUUUAAGAUUUCUCAUCCUCAUAAUUUCAAGACAAUCUACAAACAUGCUAAUCAAAUGGUGCAAUAUGUAGCAACAUGUGAAAAUCACACUCGUCUCUGAAGUGUAAUGCACUUAUUGAAAUAUUACUUAACAAUUUAAGAACUAGCACUUCAGGUCCCAGCCCCAAAAUGUGCCAAUGUCAUUGCAGAAUUGCGGUGUAUCUUACAUUCCCUGUGAUCCGAUAUGCAGCAGGUUAAUGCAAAUAUGCAAAUUACACACACAUUAAAAUAUACAGAUUUGUUGCAUCCUUAUAUAUUACCUUCUCAGGGUGUCUAAUGCUGGUAUAAACUUAGCAUACAAAGAAGUUAAAAAUAGAAUUGGAAUUGUAUUUUGAUUAAAACUGAGGUUGCUAGAAGACAAUGCCUGGAGAAAUAAAUGACAAGCUCUAAAACUUUAUCCUUAUGAAAUAUUGAGCUUUUAAUCAACGUUCUUCGUUUAUUGGUGGUUUCAAUAACUAGUCAAGUAACACCUAACACAUCUAAGCCUUCCUUUGUUUGAAGAAAAUUCUUUCUUCAUCAUCCCUAUAAUUAUGAAGAAACUUGCCAUAGAAUCUAUGCCAGUGUUUUCAAGUCAUAAAUUAUGUUAUCUGCUCCACCUACUGGUUGCCUUGUGGAAGAGAUCCAACUGCGUCCUACAGCUAGAAAUACACUGAGAUAGUGUUAAGAUCUAUCCAAUUUUCGUAUUCAUAACAUUUCUGUUGAGACAGAGAUUUUAAAGGGGGAAUUUUGAGUUUGUUUUUCAGAGGAAGCCAUGGAAUCCUUAUUUUAUUUCUUUAAAUGGUGCCUGCUUUUCCUCGCGUUAUUCUUUCUCAGGUUUGUAGUGCCAGCACAAAGCUUUUACAAAGACCGAACAACAUCAUUUUAGUUUAUUAGACUGAACAUCUUUUCUAUCUGUAAGACAAAUCAAUAAGAGCAGAGCAGGAAACUUUUAUCAUCAUUUAAUAUUUGUAAGACACACUACAAUUGACAGUGGUUAAUUUUUAUAAUAAGAAUUCUACAUUGUAACCCUUCCCAGAGCGGCUUAAAAUAUGAACAUAAGCAAUGUGUGUCUCCUUGUGUAUGUAUUUUUAAAAUGUAGUUUUGUCGCUCAACUUCAGCAAGAAAAAGAAGAAUGUGCCGAAACAGUGAAAGCCAACCAAAUUAUUAGACAUAUUGUUCCUGUAUUUUGGAAGAUUUUGAAUCUUCAAGUGACAAGAACUAUAAAUAUACCUAUUUUCUGCCCCUCAUAUUAUUGCACCAAAAUGGCUACUAACAUCCUCUUCCUCCUCUUAAAAGCGACUUGCUAUGACAGAGCUUGCAUUCAUCAGUAAUUUGGCUAAGACAACAAAUGGUAGCAUUAAAAUCAGUAGUAGAAUUAUAAAAUUAAUUUUUUUAGUUAGUAUGCCAUGGUAAAUUGCUUCUAUUGCAGUUUGACCUGCUGUCUCUGGUGUUUUGGUUUGUAAAGCGAUGAUAUUUGCAGUAUUAUUAAUUUGCAUGUGUUUAUUUCUAUUUUGGCUCGGCAUGUAAUGCCUCAGGCUUAUAUUAUUGAUUCAAAAAGAGCUAAGUAGUCCGUUGUAGCAGUGUUGGCUGCUGUGGCUUUUCGGGAUCUGCAGACAAAGAUGAUGUGCCCACACUGUUUUCCGCUUUUUAAACAACUCAAUAAAAAUAAUGAUGACAUUGUCCUUGAAAUGCAACUUGGUGGUACAGUUUUAUGGUAUGAAGCAAAAUCUUACCAAUUUUGAAGAUAGCUGUAAAUCUUGUGCUAUAGCAUAUUUCCUUCAGAUAAAUAAAUUCUCUGGAGGAUUUGAGAGAAAAUGGCGAGUAGUGGUCCCUGAUCUGGCUUUAGCUGUCCAUAUUGUGUGCUGUGAGUUAGUUUUUAAUAAUAGCCAAACAGAAUGUAGGAAAAAAUACUUUCAUCCUAGUCAGAUAUAAGAUAAAGAAAAGAAGCCUAUUGCAUGGAAAAGAUCCAUUUAAAACAUAAUACUUUAUAUUAAAGAUCGCUCAAAAUCUUGGUUUUGUGUCACAAUCAGAGUAUGUUGAAGUGCAGUUUUCGGGCAAUGUCCUCCAGGGAAGAAACACUUGCUUUUUUGGGGGGGGGGACGGGACGCAGCUAGCACUGUGGGUUAAACCACAGAGCCUAGGGCUUGCCGAUCAGAAGGUUGGCGGUUUGAAUCCCCGCGAUGGGGUGAGCUUCCAUUGUUCGGUCCCUGUUCCUGCCAACCUAGCAGUUCGAAAGCACGUCAAAGUGCAAGUAGAUAAAUAGGGACCGCUCUGGCGGGAAGGUUAACGGUGUUUCCGUGCGCUGCUCUGGUUCGCCAGAAGUGGCUUAGUCAUGCUGGCCACAUGACCCGGAAGCUGUACGCCGGCUCCCUUGGCCACUAAAGUGAGAUGAGCGCCGCAACUCCAAAGUCGUCCAUGACUGGACCUAAUGGUCAGGGGUCCCUUUACCUUUACUUGGCCAGAAGACACAGCCCUGCCGCCAUAACUCUUUUUCAGAUGAUUUAUUUAUUUUGUUUGUAAAAUUUAUUUCCUGCCCCUCAUCACCAAACAAUUCCAGGGUGGAUCACAAUAAUAAAAAUAUACCAUAAAUACACCAUAAAGUCAGAUUUUAAAAUUCCCUAUUAACACUAGCAUGACAAUAGGCAGCUCACAUCAUCUAUUCCAUUUUAGACAAUCCAGGUCUCUGGAUGCCUGCAUGCAUCACACACUGCCCCCAAAGUCUUGGUGAAAGAGAUAGGUUUCCAGCUGGCACUAAAAACUGUAAAUGUCAGCACCAGCCACAUUAUGUGGGAAGGAUAUUUCCACAGUUGGGGUGCCAUCAUUGAGAAAGCCUAAUCUUUGCAGGAUUCUUAAAUCAAAGGACCAACAAUACAGAGAGGGGUACUCCUUGAGAUAACUUGGUCCUAAGAUAUAAAUGGCUGAGCCCCCUGGAAGACCACUAUCUGCAAAAUAAGAGGAGGACCACCCAGCCAGCUCCUUCAGAGAGAUGGCACCUACCACAAACCAACUCUAGUUAGCCUACAUGAGGCUUCAGUUGGCUAUAUGUCCCUUUAGAGACAACAUCUUCUGCAGUUGUCUUGACAACUCUUAGAGCUGUCCAAAGGCCUGGUCCAAUCUGUUUUGACUGAAUACUACCCGAUUGUCCUGUUAGCAUCAAGCUCCCAUAAAACUGGGUAUCUUGAAAGCACUGUUAUUCUCUUUCGGUAGAAAGAACAAGUGGUGAGUCCAUAAAGUAAGGGAAAAUUCCAGAGCAAGGAGUUCCAGUGAAUGAGGCUUAAUUUAAUAAUUUAAAAUGAAUACUGCUAAAUUAGUUAUUAAACAAAUGGAGAUAUAUAAAUGGCCUAGCCAAAAUGGAGGUACUUUAGGAAUAAUGCUGGACCUCAGUUACAGCAUUUCAUCAAUGGAUACCGGUAAGUAAAACAUCACUGAUACUGUAUACAGACCUGCAGAUUAUAGGUUAGCGUUUCCUGCUUCUAGUUCAAGCAAAAUUAUUAUUAAAUUCAAGAGGGCUUUUCACACUGCAAGAUUCUUGCACAUAAUAAAUCAGUUUUCCAUGUACAUCCCAACACAGUUAAGCCAAACCUUCUGAAUUUAAGAUGUUGACACACCACAAUUCUAAGACAACUCACUUGGGACUUAGGUCCAAGUGCAUGAAUUGAGUGUGUGCUUUAGAAAUCUGAUGCAGGUGUCAGCCUUCCUUGCAACUCACAGCCACACUGAAGUUGUUCAGAUGGUUGUCAUUUGUUUAAGUUCUAUAAGACAAAAUCUUAACAAAAGGCUGUCUUUUGUGGGUUCUUUAAAUCUUUGAAUAAUAUUUAGAAAUUCUACAGUGAAGUAUGAACUUUUUUCUUUGAGGCUAAUCUAUAAUAGAUCCUUGGUUAUGCCGUUCCAAAAUGCAUAUAUACAUCUGAUUGUAGUUAAAAGAAAUUUGUAUUAUUUUUAACAAAGAGAUUACACUGUAUGGAAUCAUUCACUUCUUUAUUUUUGCAAUAUUUUCAAAGUAUGUGUAUAUGUAUUUAAAUUUCCAAAUCGUUCUUUCACCUCUUGACAGAGAGAGAGGCCACCAGAGCUCUCCCCUCCAUCUGGACAUUAGCAGGAAUGUUCACUGGAAUUCUUAUGGAAGCAUUAACUGCAGUACCUGGAAAAAUAUCAUGUUUCUUUUCAGUCCCCCACAAGAGUAAUUGAAUGUUGAAUAUCUUACUAAAUGCUGGACUGUGACAGUGUGUUAACACUCUUGACUAUCUCCUAACAGCAGGGCAAUUAUUUGCUGAGUGGGAUUUUUAUAAAUCCCCUGGCAGUAGUAUGUCCUGAUAAUUAUGAUGAAGUGCACUGGUCAGUGUUGAUUCAGCAAUUCCGUUUCCAGCAAAUAUUUCUUUCACACCUCUCCUUCAUGCUUCUACAUUUAUGGUUUCUUUUUUCAAGAAAUGCACUCUCUGUUUCUCCGUCUCUGUGUGUGUCUCACAAAGAAAGUAGAAUAGAUUACAUGCACACAAAAAGUUUCAAGGAACGAGCUAGAGCUUUGCAAGGGAAAGGAUCUAGGGAUCAGGCUGUCAUGCAAUGUCGUUGACAACUUACCCAUUUUGGACAGAGUAAUAUUGUUUGCCUUUUGGGGCUACCUGUGUGCCCAACACUGUUCUUGAAUCCCAGGUUGAACUCUGUCUUGGAAUGCUUUUUUCCAAAUUCACUAUAUAUACCAACUGCACCCUUCCUGGAUUUGUGAGGUCUAACCACCAUUAUACAUGCCUUGGUAAGUUCUCAACUACAUUUUAUCAGUGCAUUUUAUGUGCAACUACUCUUGAACAUAGUUGAGAAAAUUAGGUGGGUCCAGAAUGCAGCUGCGGAGCUAUUGGCAGGAGUUAAUCUACAGGGAGCAUUUUAACUUGGGGAUUGAUUUCAAAAGCAUUGGAAAGGGAUUACUUGUAGUUUGGAAAGCUGUUUUAGGUGGGUGCCUGAUACCAUUUGUAGAUGGUGUACCUGACAGCAAGAAUCUGUAAAAAAAAUAAAUGCAACAGUAGCAAUGCACCUUAAGUGAUGACACUGGAUUAUUAUCAAAAGAAAAUUAGAAGAGUGUGGGUGACUGCUCAGUGUAGAAAAAAAUACCAGGCUUUUUAAAAAAUGUGAUAUUUAUAUAAUUCACGAACUUGAUCCUUCCUAGCAAAACCUUUCUCUUUGCCCUCUGCAUGCCAUUCUCAAUUACUAAGAUUAAAAAUUAUAUGAAGAAAGCAAAAUGAUACAUUGUUAGAAAUGAAAAUGAUUCAAAAUAUUAAUGUAAUGCUAAGGGUGGCUGGGUAACAAAUGGCACAUGCACUCCCAUGCUUGGGAUCUGGCAAAAUUAAUAAUACUUCUGGGUCAUGCAUGGGUUUCCCUGGUGUAAGGCCUGAUGAAGAAAAGAAUUCCAGGGCAAGAGAGCAGAGAGAGUUUGUGGAGCUCAGUUUCCCUUUUUACAGCGAGUCAGAAUCAUAGCCUUAAAACACACACACACACACACACACACACACACACACAGAGAGAGAGAGAGAGAGCUUUCACACCUCAUUUGCCAUAUUCACCACUGGGCCACUAUUCAGCAGAAGGGCGUAUUGCAAGGAGGUCAGUAAGAAGCUAUUAGCAGAGUCUCCCCCAGAGGUUUCUUUGGUCUUAUUGAGUUGGAAGUUAGCAUGACAGUACUGCAAAUAACUCAGUUGUAGGUUUUUUAACAGUUAGCACAGAUUUCCCUAUAGUGUUUGUCACUUCAGAAAAUUGUUCCUGAAAAUGAAGUCCCAGAAAGCCAGCUUUGACAGAGGCCCUUGCGAGAGACGCUUGCGAAGAACAUGAAUACAGAAAAAAGUGUCAUGCUCUCCACAGACUAGAUGUGAUUUGAAAGGGGGUUGGGGUUGGGAAUAACCUAUAGUACUCUUUAGAAAUAAAGCUGGAAAACACACUUUAGCAUUGGAUACCCUGCUAAAGUAACACUGAUGACUUUCUAACUGGCUAUACUGGGUGAUGAAAAUGAACGAACAGGAUGCUGGGGAUGACCCUGGGGUUUUUGAAAGCAUAAACGCCAGUCGGUUUAUGCCCAACUCUUUUUACUGUAUGGAUGGAUGGGGUUGGGGAGCAGAGAUGGGUGGAUGGCAAGGAAACUGGUUAUGUCACCAUAGGUUAAACCAAAGGGGGGAUAUUUGCAGAGGAACUUAAAGGUCUGUUCAUUUAUACAUGUUUAUAUAUGUUCAGAUAAAACUAUUCAGUUUACUGUUCUGCAAAAUAGGAGCUGAGGAUGGAGCAUGGUGAUUGCUCUGCUAAUGCAGUACAAACAAGGGUAACAUCCAGCUACUGUUGAGUACUUUUAUGUCUUACUGGUUUCAGCAGAAUAACCCUCCCAUUGAAUUAAACGUGAGCAAAAGCUGCCAUAUUUUGGCUGGUCAUGUCUCAAAACAAUAACACCAGUGUUGGCAAGACACCAUACCACUACUACUGUAUAUACCCUUGUAGCUGUGUGGGACGUGAAAGUAAAUACAGGCUAAAGCCAAGGAUCACUUAGAAGAAACCAGUUUGCCUAUUGUCAUCCUGUAUUCUUGUUGCUUUUUAUAAAGUAUACUUAUUUUUAACCCAAACCCCAACUAUUCUGGGCAUAAUAUGAACAGCAUAAUAAGAUGACCACUAAACAAUUAUUUAAUCAGUUUUCCACAGGUAGAGGAUAUGAGUAGGGAAGUAUCUUGUUUGGGGUGAUUUUUCCCAGGGAUUUCUUAGAGAUGAUGACCUAAGUGUUUCAUGAUAUUCAGGUGGUGACAGGAUAGAACUUGGAAAUGAAUGUACAGAAAUAGAAAUAUAAAGCUAGGUUUCUUAAAUAUAGAAGAACAAGCCUUGCUGAUGAUGAAUGAGCAUGGCUUUUGCAAAGGAAAUCCCUGCCUCAUAAACCUUCUGGAGUUCUUUGAGAAUUUCACUUAGCAUUUAGUGUUAGAAAUGGUCCGAUUGACACUUUUACUCAGUCUUCUAAAUACCUUUUGACAAUGCCACUAACCAGAGUCUGCUGAGCAACGUUAACAGUCAUUAUAUAUGAGGAUUGGCACUUUGAUGGAUUGGCAGUUAGUUAAAGAACAGAAAAUAGAUUAAAUAGACAGACUAGGAUUAAAUAGACAGUUUUACACAGUGGUGCAAAGUAAACAGAAGAAUCUGUAGUGGGACUGGCACUGUUUAAAUAAUUAGUUCAUUAUCUGGAGUCAAGGGUGAACAAUGAGGUACCCAAGACUGCCAAAUGAUGGUGGAAACCCAAGAAGAUAUAGAAGGGCUCCAAAAGGACUUCUCUAAAUUUCAUGAAUGGACAAUAAAAUGGGAAAUUAGGUUGAGUGUAAGCAAACCGAUGCACAUUGAGACAAAAUACUCCUGAUUUAGUAUAUACAUUGAUGGUGUGUCAACUGGUAAUGACUAACCCAGGGAGAAGGUACUUUAUGUCAUUAUAGACAGUUCAGUGAAAGCAUCAGUGCAGUUUGUGGCAGUGGUAAAGAAGGCAAAUUCCUUGCUAUAUCUAGGUUAUUAGGAAAUGGAUUGAAAAUAAAACGGCCAGAAUUAUAGUGACUAUAUACAAAUCUACAACUAUUUUUAGAAUGUAGCAUAGAGUUCUGGUCAGCCAAUCACAAAAAAGCAUAUCACAGGACUCAAAAAGAAGCAGGAAAAGACAAAAUGAUCCAAAAGUUGGAGCAUUUUCCACGUAAUUAAAAGCUAAUGAGUUUAUGUCCUUACCAUUCAAUAAACAGCCAAUCUUCCCAUCCAAUUAUCUCUCUGCAUAUAGGAGUCUUCUAUACAUUUGAACAGCAAUAUAUAGAUAUAGAUAAAUAAAAGCUUGCUUAACUUUUUGACACUAAGAGUUUGAAUUUUCCUGUGGGACACACUAAUGAAAAAUGCAUUACAGCUAAUUGAGGAGCACUCAAUCCUCUCACUCCCAAGAGGUUAAUACAUUAUGAGAAGCUGGACUCUUAAGUUUCCCUAGGAGCCAGAAAUCAGCAGCAGAUGCAACAAUAUAAACAUUGUCUCUACAUCUGCUUCAGCUCAGUUCUAACACUUUCUUCAUUUCUCUUAUUCAACAGUGCUUAACAGUUAAAAAGAUAAUUAUGCUACCUGCAUAAAUCUUGUUUCAACAGGCCGAUACGCUUGUUCUAAAAUGGCUCUUUUGGAACAACAUAUCAAUAAUCCUUUUUUAAAUUUUUCUUUGCGCUGAUUAGAUGACUUACACAUCCCACAGCUCUCCCAACCCAUUGAGGUGGCAUGUGUAGAUGCAGGUUUUUGGGUGUGCUUGUAGUGCCAUAUGAAGAACCACAUGGAAGCAGCAUCCCCCGCUGUAUUGAAAACUGAAUGUACAGAAGCAGUGCUGUGCAUGCAGUUCCUGGGAUGGCAUCCAGCAUUCAGGAUAUAUUUGUGGUUCCGUGUCAAUAAUUCAGAGCAUACAACAGUUGGUGUACCAAUGAGUGAUAUCCAACUAAGUCAAAUUCAGGCUAGUACUCUUACUCAAUGAAACCUGAGUCAAUUAUGUCCAUCGAUUUCAGUGGGUCUAUUCUAACAUUGGAUAUCACCCAAGGAUGUCUGGUUUGAAUCUACAACACAUUUCAAGGAACUUUCCAGGGGUUCUAUGGCAAAUAACAUGGAAAAGGUUCUCUGCAGGAAGAAAUUUGAACAUCAAACAAAACUCUUUACAUACACAUACACAUACACAAAAUCCCCAAGUGAUUUAUUUAUUUAUAACAAUAAUUCUAUACCACCAUCAUGUAAAAUAUGAGUGCAGUGUACAAUAUAUGAACAAUAAAAGAAAUAUUAAAAGUAGUAUGUAUAAUAUGUAUUAUACUUCCAUCAUCUUUAGCUUUCUUGGUGAGUUUGUCUUCUGUAAGCAUGUAAUAACUAAUUUAUAAUAAAUAAUAUAAAUAAAUGAAACAUUGUUUGAUUUUCUAUCUACACUAGAGAAAUUUUGAAGCAAUGCACAUAAAUGGUGGUGUGUCUUUAGAUUGCAGGAAUAUACAACUCGCCCUACAGGAAAUCACCGGAUCCAAUGGAAUUGGAAUUAAGGAAAGCAAAACCUUUGAGGCCCAAGAAGAAAAAGGUCAAGAAGGAUGCUGUCAAUCUCCACUGGAAUGCUUAUUCUGAUUUGUUUGGCUUCCAACGAGAGCCAGCUCUUCCUCCUAUUGGGAGACAAAAACCUCAGGUAUUGUGUAUCAAUAACUCCCAAUAUCACCCACAGCUCCAGAGUGUUAAGUAUGUUUAAUCUCGUUGAUUUCAUUGUUCUUGACCGUUAUUCUAGGACAAACAUUCAUGAAAUGACUGAAAGGUUUUUGUUUCCAUCUUUAUGAGAGACCAUGUGUUUUAAAUGGCCACAUAAAAUGAAAGAUGUUAGCAAUACCCUGUACAGUAGUUCCUCGGGUUACAGACACUUCAAGUUACAGACGCUUCAGGUUACAGACUCCGCUAACCUGAGAACAGAAAUUGCGCAGCAGCGGCAUGGCAGUGGGAGGUCCCAUUAUCUAAAGUGCUACCUCAGGUUAACAACAGUUUCAGGUUAAGAACGGACCUCCAGAACGAAUUAAGUUCUUAACCUGAGGUACCACUGUAUAUAAUAGCUCUCAGGCUGCAAUUGUUGUUUUAUUCAGGAGAUCUGGUUUAAUCAACCUUAAUGGGAAUGGAACUUUACAUUCAUUUCAUUGUGGGAGAAAGUUCCACAUACUUAAAUCACAGAACUUUCCCAAGCAUUGAAGGGAAUGGACUAUCCCUGUCCCUCCUCACAGAGAUGGCUAUGAGUACAGUGGAAUCUUGGUUCUCAAACCUAAUGCGUUCCAGGAAUCUGUUCGACUCCUUAAACUGUUUGAAAACCAAGGCAUGGCUUCCGAUUGGCUGCAGGAGCUUCCUGCACUCAAUCGGAAGCCGCGUCAGAUGUUUGGCUUUUGAAAAACAUUUGCAAACUGGAACACUCACUUCCGGGUUUGUGGCAUUCGGGAGCCGAUUUGUUCAGGAGCCAAGCUAUUCGGGAACCAAGGUACCACUGUACAUUCUUCGGUGGGGCAUUCCAUAGCACAGAAGAGAAUAUGACAGUCCCUUCAUGCCCUGAGCUCUGCGUGCCCUGUGAAGGUUUCACAAAACGUUGAGUUAUCUCCAGUACCUAGAAGGAGUCCCAUCAGUGUUUCAAAUUGUUUUUGCCCAGUACCAUUUUCAAUCUCAGAAUCAAAAUAACAGAAGUGAUGACAAUUUCAUCUUUCUUUAUUUCCUCCCGCUCACACAAUGUUCACUUAGAAUGUCAUUUGCUGCUGAUCCAACUGAGUUGCAAUGUUAAUUUCCCUGACUAAAAGAUCAAUUUACCAUGGGUAGAAGAAUGAACAGGCAACAUACAUUUCUAAGGAGUACAUCUCUCCCUAUAUUGUGUAAAGAUCUCUUUAAUAUUUUAAAAUCAAAGUGGAAAUCCUAUUGUUUCUGGAACUACUUUCUGCUGCAAACUUGAACUCACUGAAAUUGGUUAUAACAGUUAAUGGCCAUUUAAAAUCAAUUAGGCUCUUCCCUAGAGUAGAUGGGAGUAUCUCCACUAGCCUCCAAUUUGCCAAAAUACAGUUAUACUACGUGUUGAUUUGCUAGGUUUCUCUUGUUUAGGCUACUUUGGAGCAUUUCCCCCCCAGUUUAGACACAGACAAAGAAACUUACACAAGAAAGCCUUUCAGAACAAAGAGAAGACUUCUACUUAUUCCCCUGCACAUUGAAGAGGGAAUUUACUGUAUAAUACUUUAAUCCUUUCAGUGCCCUGGGAUGUACACUGUGGAGUAAAUUUUCAAAGUACAGUGCAUGGAUUUAACUGUGCGACUCUCAUUGAUGUUAAUGGGAGUCACACGGCUAAAUCCCUGGACAACACAAUUUAGAGGUGUAUGUUUGGGAAAGGACAUUGGUCUGAGCUGAUGAAACAGCUGGAAUGAAAAUCCAACAGAAUGCACUGUUCUUAAAGUGGUCUGGUGGUGUGACAAUGAGGGAUUUAUAAUUGCUAGCUAUCCUUGUGACUUAGUACUCAGUGACAGCAGCAUUUGACAUUAAACUUGUGUACCUUACACAUUAGGCCCCAUGUGAGUGUUAAGAUACCAAAAUGUGCUCAAGGAGAGUGUUAAAACAAGAGUUUGUAUUCAUGUCAAAUUUUCAGACUAAACAUUUAACUAUCUAUUGGCUUUCUCAGGCAGUAUAUGGGAAAAUAUUGUGUGUGUGUGUGUAUGUAACACACACACAUAUAUUCAUACUGUUGAUAUAUAUUCUGUCAGAUCUCUGACUUUUAUCACAGAAUUAACUAGAAUUACAAAACACUGGAAACAAAGAUUGUGAAAUUAGUUGUCACUUUAUUAAAGGUAAUUAAGAACAUCUACAUUGCUUUAUUUUCUCUCUCCCCCUUAUGGCCUGCUAUGCAAGGCAAACAGGAUAGGAUCAGAUGCUAAGGUUCUUGGAUCAUUUGAGUUAUCAUCCAUAAAUGCAGUGAAACAUUCAGGAUAGUACACUCAUCUGGUGUGCAAGAAGUUGUAUGAAUCAGAUACUGUUGUUAGACCUCAGGCUGAGUUACCAAAAUUGGCCUCCAAACCAUAAUCAGAGCUUUUCUGGAUCAAACUAUAUUCCAAAAUCCUGUUCAUACAGUGACCAAUAGCGAGUAGCCAUUGAUUGUCUUAUCCUCUAGGUCAGCCUUUCUCAACCUGUGGGUCCCCAGAUGUUGUUGAACCACAACUCCCAUCACCCCUAGCUAGCAAGGCCAGAGCUCAGGGAUGAUGGGAGUUGUAGUCCAACAACAUCUGGGGACCCACAGGUUGAGAACCGCUGCUCUAGGUCAAUGGUUCCCAAUUGGUAGUUUUAUGAGAGGUGGAGAAAAACCUUUCUCUACCUACUUUCUCCACACCAUGAAAAAUCAUUUAGAACUUGAUAAUUUUGGUUACUCUUUUCUGAAACUUUACCUUUUUUGAGGUGAGGCAACCACAAACUGUACACAGCACUCCACAUAUGGUUAUAUCAUAGCUUGGGGUAAUGGCAUUAUGAUAUUAGCUGUUGGUUUUUUUAAUGACCCCCAAAGUGAGAUUUCACAGCUGUAGGGUUGACAUCAUCAUGCUAUCAACUAUGAUCCCAAAGUCCCAUCCUUUCCAUCCAAUGCAUGUGUAGAGGCAAAUUGCUUUAAAGUGGAAUGCCACUGUAUGCAACAUUUACGCCAUGUAAAUUGUAUGCAACAUUUACACAUCAAAAGCUACUGUAAGCAUGGACUUCCCCAUUCAUUCCAGUGGAGACCACUCUGCAUUCUUUUUCUGUGUAUAGAGCUUCCCUUUUUCAUAAUAUUAAGGGGAAAGAACUUAUAGGUUCGUGCACACCAGAUCCCUGACUCAUAAGGAGAUUGCUGUAUUUUGAUGACAGAAUGCAAUUCCGCAUGCACUUAAAUGCCUCUGCAGUAAGGCAUGGUCUUAUGUAUGUUGGAUUGUGCCCAUAACAGCAAAACAUAGCAGGGGUGCAAGAUGGUAGGAAUUAAGUGAGAACUUUGAAAUGGAAAACAAUGUAAGUCUUCUAUUUUACUGUUUACACUGAAUCCCCAUUCUGUGCUUAAAGGACUAUCAUCACCUAAAUAAGAUCAUGGUUAAUUCUUUCCCCCAUUUCAUGUUUUUAACUGCAAAUUUCUAGAUAACAUAAGCAAAUAAUGUGCAUUAUUUUGAGUCAAUUACUUGAUUGCACUCAUUACUCCUGUGAAACCUAAUAAACUUUUUAAUUUCUUUUUCACACCUUUAAAAGCUCUGUAGUGGUCCCAAUAAAAUAAAUUUAUUCUUGGCGUAACCCUUUUGGAAAUGAAGGAGGGGGGUCCUGGCACAAUGAAUAACUGCUAUGAUCACUUGCUUCCUUCUUUUCAGGAGACCUGGCAAUUGGGGUGCUGUGCCUUUAAAAAGUAAAGUUCCAAUAAAAAUCCAUUAACAACUUUCAAAUAUAGCAAUCCUUCUGUCCAGCUGUGAAAAGUACUAGAUGAUACUUAUUUGCCAUUUGUGUUAUUUACGGUCCGUGACUUUUAUGGUAACUGGUUCCUAUUAUUGGUUUCUAUUAAUGUAAAACAUAAGUGAACAUAAAUGAGGCGUGAAUCAUUUCUUUUUAUUAGCCCUGCAGUCUUCACUCAGUUCUUGCAGUAACUCCAGCUGUGGCUUGUUAGUGAUAACCUAUUUAAAGAAAGAGAUCCUUCAGAAUAAGAGGCAUGAUUAGGAUUGUUGCCCCCACCUCCUUAUCUUGGGUGAGAUUGUUUCACUACUUCAGUGUUAGGACAACAGUGGUAAAAAGGAAAACAAGCUGUAAUUGGCAACUCAGCAAUAGUCAGCUGCCUGUAAAUUGUAUUGAGUUACAGUGCUAAUGAUAUUUACGGUACGUUCAUACUUACUACCUAAAGGCAAGAGGUGGGGUAACCCUUUUUAAAAACACUGGAUAGAUUUUUCCUUUACCAAAUAUCAAUGGUCUGGGUUCCCACAAACAUAGUGUUAGCUUGUCAACAUUUCUGUGUCUGGAGCACUUCAGACUGUUGAUGGCAGAUCAUACAGCAAAUUCUGUCCACCCAGCACCCAAUUUAUUUAUCCACAUAGAAAACUAACAUAGAAAAGGCUCUUCUCCCUCACAUUUUUGUGUGUGUGUUUGUUAUAAUUUGGAAGCAUAUUCAACCAUACAAGCCCCUGCUAAGUCUAGAAUGGUAUAGUUCAGAUAUGAUUCAUCACUUCUUCCACUGUUUGUGAUAACUCAGCAAAUGUGUAAUUAUAUUAAUAUAAUUACAGUCUGAUAAAAGCUUACUUAUUAAUCUAUAGAAAAUUAUCACAAGAUUAGGUAAGGACCCAAAACUAUUAAAUUUAGCUUUUCACCAAGAUUCGAGAGAGAAACAAGCCUACUCUUAGAUGCAGACACAUCAGUGCUAGGCUGCUAAUAAAAAUCAAAGCAAAGAGGAACAGCCCCAAUACAGAACGCAUUUCUUCUCCUGUACCUUUCAGGGCCCAUUUCGUGAUCCUGUUGAAGUGUUGCAGCAACGCUAUAAGCCUUUGGAACCGUCUGUGCAGGUGGCAGCUUCAAACGUUUCACUGGAGCUUGCCAGAGAAAAAAUUAAACAAGAAGAGUGGAGAAACCGUGUACAUGAUGAAGUGUAAGUUGCUUGCUUUCCCCUCCUGUUUUCGCAUCACUGUGCCUCUUCUUUUUAUAUCUUUUACUGUUGCUUGAUAGACUCAAAAAAGCUGUUGAUUCUGAAAAGUUGAAAAGCAACCAUUAAGCAUAAGUCUAUCUAAGCAUCAUAUUUCGUGGACCAAGAUUUUCAAAUGUCUUAGGCCCUGAUCUAUUCACCCAGGAAAGCUGAAAUACUUGGAUUUAAGCUUGUUUAGCUGAGUUGAGGUCAAUGGGGCUAAAUCGGUUUAAAACCAAGUCCAUUUCAUCUUGAUUGAUUUGUGGAUUGGGCUAUUAUUCUGUAAUAAUCCCACUUAAGUAGUUAGGUUAGCCGCUUCAGAUGACAAGCCACUGAACAGCCCUGAUCUUAGUCAAGCAAAUCAGACACUCCUGGCCAGAAGAGAACUCCACUGCUUCGUACUUCUUCACCAAAUACGUGCAAGCUUUCACUGCAGGCUGUACCUCACCCAACCCCAUCCCAGCAUGGUUCAAUAAUAGCUUCCUUGCUGUGGCUGCAUCUGAGAAAUAAUUAAGGUAAUUCCACACCACCUGGAACAUGCUUGUAGGCCUGGUAUGCUUAUAGGCCAAGGCAACUUGCCUAUUUGAAAAGUACUUGAAAACUGGAAUGUUUUCCUUUAACAGACUAAACUCUGAAUAUAAAGAUUAUCCGAUAAGACUGAGCUGAGGGAGUUUAAUAGACCCUUUAUAUACUCACGUCAGUAUGGCUGGCCAAGACUUCCAACAACAGUUUUGCAAGCAUAGACGCAAUUUUCAUUUACUAAACUGAAAUAAAUAUGUGGUAGUAACUUAAACAGGAGCUGUGCAGGCAAAGUACCAGGCUUGGAAGUGUGGGAAUUUAACUUUGCAUCAUUCUCUCUUUUAUGACUAUAUGGUAAAGGAAGAAUUCUAAGGUUUUACAGUGCCGAAAUGGUUUGAUAGGUGGCCUACCCACAUACAAAUUCAUGUGUGUGCUCAGCAACUCAAAAUAUUAUUGACACUGUCACUUUUGUUAAUACGGUUGAUCUCAAGGUGUAGGAAACCUAAAUCUACCCAUGGGGCUCACUUGACCUGGAUUUCAUCCACCAGCCCUCCAGAACAGGAAAUCAAAUCACUGUGCCAGUGGCUUCUAACCCAGUGUAGGGAACUAUAUACAUCCAGUUCUGGGAAUCAUAUGCACUGAACCCCUUUAUCUGCACUGUCCCCAAUACAGCAAAAGAUGCAUUUAUGGAAACUGGCUUCUGGUUAUGUGUUGCCCUCACUGUCAGGCUGUUUGAGGUUUAGAAUGUGCAUUUACAAGUUUGAAGAGCAUGGGCAGUUAUGAAAACAGGCACUGAAUGUUAUUCCUUGCAAAUCUAACACAUCUAAAACUUUUUUCAAGUUAUGUCUAGUUUGUCAGAUGCUUUGCAACUUUAGCAAUUUGCAUAUUUUCUGGACUAUUAUUGUAUUAUGAUAAACAGGGAUUAUCAUAUAUUUUCAGAUAAUGUUUUCUUAACAAUUCAACUUCUAUUUGUAACUCUUCCAUUUAUUUUAAUUACUAGCACAGUGUGCAACAUUUAUUAAUCAGCAGAGCCUUUUUAAGUUAAAAUACUAAAUUAGCUAACCCCAUUAACACAGAAUACUCCAAACAAGCAGUAAUAGGAGAGGUAGUUACUGUGCAAAUCGUAUUAUACAUGCGGGUGCUCUAGGGCACAGUUAAGCAUGAUUACCCUCUUUUGAUCCAGUAUUCCUCUGCCUCUUCUAGCUAAUUUCCAGUGGAAAUUUACAAAGUGGUGCCUUCAUUUUUCCAGCUUAAUUUUUCUAAUGAAGUUCUGGUACUUUAUAACACUGGGGAUAUAGAUAAUAAGUCUGUAUAUAAUUAAGAAGUUCUAGAAUGUGUCCGCAAAGAAGAGGUCUCAUUACUUUUGCUUUAUACGAGAAGUGGGCUAGCAUUUGUCUGCUGCUUUUACUUCUACUGCAGGCUGGGAUUAAAACCAAAACAGCCCAAUGAUUAUUAGUGUUAUAUCAGAAAACAUAAUGCAGGCAGCGCAAAAACAACCCUUGUAACUGAAAUAUAGCCAAUGUAAGACUAUGUAAAGUUUUUAAAUAAUAAUUCUUAAAGAUAUGACUUCUUGAGAGGCACUUUAAGCACAACCUAACUCGUUUUCUCUUUUCUUUUUUUAGCCUUCAGUUGUUACACAUAAAAUUAUAUCUAGCACAGGGGAGUUGACUGAAAACAACUAUUGCCUUAGACCUGUUGUCUUGGAAGGGAUGGGAAUUAAAUAACGUUUAAUACAUGCUUUCAUAAAUCAGACACUUUUUAUAGUUUAGUGCAUGUGCUGCUGCAGCUAAUGCAGUACCAUUUCAUUAAUGUGCUCUGAUCUUGUGCUCUCCUUAAAAGAUUUGCAGGGCUAAACACAGUUCCUUCUAACAUUGGUCGCAAAACAUUCAACCCAUAGAAUGAAUACAGGUCCAUGGGCCAUACAUAGCAGCCUACCAGGGUGCUCAGCAAGAAUAUUUGAUUCUUCUACUCCUUGGGGUGACAGUUUGCUUUCCGGCCAAGUGUCAAAGAAUACCUGAUACUCAAAUGACUGCAUGUAAUAAACCUAACAGGCAUACAAGCCAAAUAGCAGAGAAAACACAUAACAUUGCACAGUGCAUUCUUCACUCUGGACUGUUAAUGUGCUCAUUCAUUGUAUAUAUGUAUAUAUUGGCCAGUAGUGGGUGGGCCUUGGCGUUGUCCUCAUGCCCCCUAAGGAACAUCCUUCAGGUGAGGACAGUGGUUCCAUCAGUAAAUGAGUGUCAUUAAUCCAGACAAAGAAAUUAUUUAUCAGAAUGCUAGGCCUUAGCUUCUAAACCAGCCUUUCUUAACUUGGGUCUCCAGCUGUCAUUAGACUACAACUCCCAUCAUCCCUAACCACUGGCCAUGAUGGGAAUUAUAGUCCAACAACAUGUUGGAGACCCAAGGUUGAGAAGGGUUGUUCCAAACAGUUGGGUUCUGGGACCCAGGAGAAGCUGGCUCUCAAUCCAAGUGGGUCAGAAGCAGGGAGGUGGUCCAAAGCAAGUGGUGGUUCAAGUUCCAAGCAAUCAAUCAAGCCCCAGAAGGGACAGGAGUAGAUGCAUGGGCCAAACUAGGGGACUGACCGUUAGGCAGAAUCCUCACACAAUGAGACAAGUUGUCAAACUAACCAGCAAGCUUUGUGACUCCAGCUUUAUAGGGCGUGAUGGACAAGGAUUGACUUUUUGGAUCAGCUGGUGGUACUCAGGCCUUGGCUUGUACAUCCACCAAGUUCAGUCUUCCAGUCUUGCACUGGAAAGAAAGUACUGGUAGAGCAGGAGGUAUAAUGCUGGAGUCUCACUUGCUCUCUCACACAAAACUGAACUGCUCUCUUUGAGGGCCACUAAGUAAACCCUAUAACCUUCCAUCUAAGCUUGUUUCCUUGAGGUCCAUCUUAUUAUGACCACAAAACACACUGCUAGGCCGCAAAUGACGCUGUACACCAUCACCAGAUUUGUUUAUAUUUGAUUUCUUUUGUGUUGCAAUUUUCAAGCAGUUUUGUUUCUAAAAUGACAGGAGCUCACUGUGUCCUACCUUGAGAACUUCAGGUUAGUCACAAAUCUUCUACAGGAAGGUCUGAAUUCUUUAUGAUCAUCUAAAGCCUAGCUUGGGUUAAUGACUUUAUCUCAAGGUUUAAAUACAGUUCCUGUGCUAUUUUGCUCUGGCAAUCCAAUAUUAAAACCCUAGUACAACUGCCAAGAUGGAAGCCAUUUCAUUACAUAUUUUAAUGCAAGUCACAAUAUAUAAUUAGAUCAUGAAAUCCUUCACUUUCUGUAAACAUUUGUGUUUUGAAUCGGGGCUAUUCUCAGUGUCUUUUAUUAUCAAGAUGCAAGGCUUUCCUGGGUUAUAAAAUUAAGAAUUUCUACUAAUAAAUGCCAAAUGAAAGAAUCCUAUAAACAAAAGAAUCUGCAUAUAUUUCUAUUAUAAACCAGGCAUAUUGUCUUUGAUGUUUUACAGCACUUAACAAUGUAUUCCUUAUUAUAGAAAGUUAUUUUUACAUACACCUUGUUCUGAGCUUUAAGACUACCCUAAAUUCCAUGCAUUCGUGGGCAAAUUCCUUUGCUACUAGCCUUGUCUUUCAGUCAUCAUCCAAUCCCUGGAGAGAGCCAAUUUUCUUUCAUGUCUGAACAAAAGAAAAAUGUACUAUUAAAAUGCAAUUCAGAAGUGAUAAAAACUGUAAGUGGAGCAGCCGGCUUCCAGCAACUCCUAUGUAUACUCAGGGACAUUGGGGCCACAUUAAUUUUUUUUGUGUGUGAUGUCCAUCCCAUGUGCAAAUUAGCCCUAGAAGUGCUAUAAUCUGUCUUAUAUGAAAGCCACCUGCCCCAUGAGUAUAUACAUGCUUCUGUAGCUUUGUAUAAUUUAAAGCUCUGCUACUUCUGUGCUUUUGUUUUGUUAAUUUUCAAGAGCCCUUGGUUUUGAAUUCUUUAUGGGCAAUUUGACUGGCCAGAUGCUAAUAAAGACCAAUUUGUUUCCCCACAAGGAAGGUUUAUUGAUAUAAUUUACUGUUGAUGACAUAUUAAAUCCUUUCAGUAAAGGAUUUAAAAAUAGAAUUCAGCAGUUAAAAUAAGAAAAUCGGGGGUUUUUUCAGAUGGCAUCACAAAAAGUAGUACGCAACCAUUAAAAACUUUCUAUUGGAAGCUUUUCAAAAAGAAAAAGAUAAUAAAUGUUUCCUAUCUUUUUUAAAGGGCCUCUUCUUUUUUCACUUUACACUGUUCAGUAUAGCAUCUGGGGGAAAUGAAAACUUAAUUUAGCCUUCUGAUAUCUGGGCACAAUAACAUUUUGCCUCGUGGUACAGACAGUGAUCUAAUAAUUUAGGGUAUGAUCCACAGAGUCUUUUUCAUAAAUGCCUCUACUCUCAGGGAGCACCGUAAUUACCCUUUCUUACUACCAGGGGUGCCAACUUGAAUAAAUUAUUUUGGAGGCCCAGGUAAGCCCUGCCCCGCAUAACCGAUCACAUGACACAAUGCGUAAUUGAUCACAUGACACAGUCCCACAUAUACCAUUUGAAUGGAAAUGCCCAUCAACUUUGUGGGGCCCCUGCCCCAUCUAAUAUUUUAUUGUGGGGGCCAAAGCCCCCAUAGCCCCUGGGAGUUGGCUUCUAUUCUCACUACAGUAUUAUGGUAUCCUAUUUGAUGCCCCACCUAAUGAGCAAACAACCAACUUUUUCCCCUUAGCAAGAACUUCUCUUGAUGUCAAAUUACUUUCCUGCACCUCCACACCUGAAGGCAAGGGGUAGUUACAUUGCUUACCACUGAUGUUUUAUUGGAGUCUGAUACAAAAUGAAUUCUGUUCAUGUCUCCAGAACCCAUAGAUGAGGUACGGGAGAAAUCCCCACCAGGACCUAGUUCCUAGUGAAGAAAUGGGGAGAUGUGUGGGGGCCUGACUGGCUCUCCAAGGUUUCAGGCAGGAGUCCUAUCCAGCAGUGCCAGGGAUUGAACCUGUGACCUUCUGCAUCCUAAGGUCACUGAGUUGCCCUUCUCAGCCAGCUCAGCCUCCCCACCUCCAUUCUGCCUCUGAUGCACUCAGGAACAGUGUGCAGGAUUCAUAAUACAAUGGCACAUUGGUUCCCAAACGGCUUAGUUGUCGAACAAAUCAGCUCCCAAACGCCGCAAACCUGGACGUGAGUGUUCCAGUUUGCGAACAUUAUUUGGAAGCCAAAUGUCUUCUGCGGCUUCUACAGCUUCCGAUUGAGUGCAGGAAGCUCCUGCAGCCAAUCGGAAGCCAUGCCUCGGUUUUUGAACGGUUUCGGGAGGCGAACAGACUCCCGGAACGGAUUAAGUUUGAGAACCAAGGUGCCACUGUAAUCAUCAUCAUCAUCAUCAGAAUUUCGGCAGCAGCAUUUUGAACCAGCUGAAGUUGGAAACAGUUUCCAAGGGCUGUCUCAUGACCAGCAUAGUGCAGUAGUCCAAACCAGAAAUAACUGAAGCACAUGGCACAUAGCCAAAUAAGCUCUCUCUAGUGAUUGGUCUGAAGUUUUAGAAAACGAAAUACCUGAAGCUGUCCCUGAGUUGGCAAAGAGUGAUAUUUUUAUCCCGGUCUGUCUUUUGGUUAUUGAAGAAUCAUUUGGCCCCAGAAUAGGCUGUACAGGCAAUGGCUGAUUUACACACAUUGUGGUGACCCGGAAGUGGUCAUAAAAGGGGGCAGAAUGGGGGUGGGCAGAGCAGGCUUAUGCACACUCUACUGGCACACGUGGGAGUCAGGAGUGUAAUCCCUGCACACAUCAGUCAUUGCCUUUACUGCCAUCAUUUCUGUUGAGAUGAUGAAGUUUUUAUAAAGCAGCUUCUGUGUAAUUUACUUUCAGCUGUACUAUGCAAAAUGAAAGGCAUAGGGGAGAAGUAAAGGGGGGCAUUCAUUAACUAUGUAACAGCAAUGAUAGACUAUGGCUGUAUAAAAUGGUUGUGCACUGAAACAAAUGCUUUCCACAUUUUACAGUUCCCUUGUGAUUUAUAUGACCUGUACUAGUAGAAUGAAAAAAUAUAUUAAAUAAACAUAUAUGUGUUUCACCUUUCAGGUUUUUGCCAUUUUCAGGCCACAGAGUUGAUAAGUAUGUCCCAUCAAUCCAAACAGCAAGUAAAUAUGGUCAAUCGAGUUACGGGCUCAAACACUUCCGGGAAGAACACCCAGAGAAAUGGAUAACAAAUAAGGUGAGUUAUGUUGGGAAACCAAAGCAAAGUUACAGCUUUGUAGACUUCUUAAAAAUAUCAAAAUCAAUCAGAUACACUCCACUAAAUCAAUUUCUACUGAAAUGACAUAAAAGCUCACUGAAUUGGGAAACUAUACAGAGCUUUCAGGAGAGUAAAAUAUGAACUGAAACUCCUCUGCUGUAUAUCGAAGAAAAAGAAAAAAUGGAAAUUGUUAAAAAGAAUAAGCUUUUACUUUUUAAAAAAUCAGGUAAAUAUGAAGCUAUAGAAAUAUUGCCCUAAUUAUUGAAAGGUGAUGCUUAAAAAUUACUCCUCCUCCUCAAGGCAAUAAGGAAUAUAAUAAGUGCAGCAAUGGUACACAAUAAUUAAGAACAUCACAAUACACACACACACACACACACGGUGGUUUGGCAUAAUGAAAUUAAAACUUUCACUUACCAAUAAUGUAUUUUAAAAAGUAUUAUUCUUAGGGCUGCAUUUUGUAAGACGGGUAGUUUCCCUUUUCUGCACUGAAGAACAUUCAAAGAUGAGGGUGCUCAACGCUUUACACCAGUUCUUGAGAUUGUACCAAAAGGAUUAACAUUUCACUGCAUUGAAAUGAACAGGGAAGUCUAGCAAAAGAAGGACCUCAGUGCGCGCAUGCACAGCAUAAGUGAUUACUGGAUAAAAGUCCAGUUCCCCAAAUUAUAUGCAACAACCUUACCCUGGUUUUUGUUGUGUGUUUUUGUAUUUCUAUUAAGAGUUUCAAACAUAUUUUGUUAAUACAUUAAAGAAAACAGGCAUAGGGCAAUCACAGUUGUUGAUAACAUUGCCAUACUAUUAUAUAAAGGAUCAGUGUGAUUAAGUCGACAAGAAGUUGGGGGUCAAAUGAAGAGGAGAAUUAUGGUUGUGUUUCUUUCUGGCUGAGGUGAGCAAGGAAGAAGAGAUGGAGAUAUUAGGGGGUUUUUGUGUGUUGUUCUUGAUUACAUUCAGGGUUAGAAGAACCUACCUCCUCAAAUGGCAGCAAAGUUCAACACACACACCUGAAAAAAUGGUGAACUCACACCUCUCUUUGGGGACCUAAAUUUGCUUCCUUUCCCUGUGAGGAUCACAUAAAAUAGGGUGACCUUUCCCCCCAACCCUGUUUGUUUUACAAAGAAGGAGAAAAUAAUGGUGGAAUCUUUCAAUAACAAGAGAAGAAAAUAGUUUGUCUGUUACUUUCUCUCUUUCCUGACUAGACAUGACUGGAAAUGUAUUGCUGUUUUCAGACAUUUCCAGAAUUGUCUGAUUUGCUAAAAUCUCAUUUCAGAAUUUCUUGCUACAGGCCUCAAUGUUUCUCAAAACUUUUAACAUUGUAUAAAUAGCUGUUCAGUGGAAGGAAUUCAAUAUGGGAUAGGAUGUCAAAAGUUUAAAAAUGGAACUAAUAUAGAUCAUCAGUCACAAAGCAUGAAAUGGAAAGAAAACAAUUGAACAAUUGCUUCUCGGCUGCUUUUCUGAGUUCUUGUCAGUUUGGGGAAGCAAAAAAAUUCUGAUUUUAUGUAAGCUCCCUGUAGACUCAAGUUAAAAGAGACUACAUAGAAACUGCUCUGCACACUUGGGUUCUGCUACCUUGACACAUGAUUUUCUCUGUAGCAUCCUGGGGUGGGGAUUACAGCCUACUAGAUACGCUAACAGUUUACAGUGUCAGAUGAUAAAAUUCAAAUAAUUGCUGCCCAAGAUACUGACCUUUUGACCCACUCUAGUUCAUAGCUGCAUUAGUCUAUAGCAGCAAAAUACAUAUUUGGGCUCCAGUUCUGCAGCUCAAAUCCCAUAGAAAUCAAUGUGAUUUAAGCAACCUUAAUGUGAACUGAACUGCAGCUUUUGUUACCUAAUUGAUAGUGGCUUCAUUCAGAUGCCAUGCUAAAUCAUGGUUUGAUGCUAUAGGAAAGAGCAGCGGUUACGCGCUCCCUCCCCACCAUGCAUAUGCUGUACUUCAGUUGUAAUUUGGCUUGAACAAACCAUAUUUUGAUGUUUCAGUGGUAAAACUGUUUUGUACUUGCCCUCCAAACUAAAAUCGCAAACAUGGUUUGAAGCUGAAGCUGUUUUGCAGUCUUGGUUUGGAGGGCAUGUGUAACCCAUGUUUUGUCAGUUUGACAUAAAAGCAACCUAUGCUUUGAUCAUAUUAGGAAAUAACUAAUUGAAGAGGAGCUUGUGGGACCAGGAGAGAGGAAAGGGGCAUGCGCACACACAGACACAGGACUCAUUCCUACAGUGUCAAACCAUAAUUUGAGAACCAACACAAUAAUAAUUGUAGCCUAAGAAGAGAUUAAACACACUUUGGUUCAGUUCAGACGUAACAGAUACCAUGGUUUCUUGCCAUGCUGAGACCUGCACUUCCUCCUCUCCCUUAUUUCCACCUACAAUGAGAAAUUGAAAGCCACUUUUGCGCUUAAGCUAGCUGUGUGUUAUGAUAUAGAAGCAAUGCAGCUGCGAGCUGCUAGCUUGAAAACAUCACAUGAUGUUGGGACUGUCCGUGGGAAACAGAGGGACAGUCAAUUCACAGUGCGAAGCACCGGAAUUAGCUCAGAGGGUAAUAUGAGCUGUACAGGAAGUACAGGAAGUGUUGGUCACUCGACUGCUGGAGUUUGAAGAGAGCAGUCAUGUUUUUUGUAAUGCUGCAAAGACAGAAAUAAAGGCAUGUAAAUACGUUUCUGUCUAUCUCUUUCUCCUGCCGGGGGGGGGGGCAACAAAGAGGGGGGGGUGUUCUUCUCACGCUGAGAAGAAUCGCCUAUCGCGACCUAGCCUGGAUCUUGCCGGGAAAGCAGACAGGGAGGUCAACAGGAGACCAAGCCGGGUGCCUGGGAGAGUUGCCAGUUUCUCCUGAUAAAGGCUUGAUUUCCGACAUCGUGGUUCCCCAUUUUGUCCAGACUCGGAGAACUGUGGUUUGUUUAAACCAGGAGCAGGGAACCUUUGGCCCUCUGGAUGUUGCUGAACUACAACUCCCAUCAGUUCCAGCAAGCAUGGUCAAUGGCUAGGGAUGAUGGGCAACAUCUGAUAGACCAAAAGUUUCCCACACCUGUGGUUCUGACAUAAUGGGAAAUUGUGAUUAAGUUAAAAGCUACAGCCUUAUAUUUCUUUUUCAAUUUUUUUAUAUAGCAUUGUGAGCUUCUUUGUGAACCCAAGCUGAAAUUUUAAAGUAGGACGUGGGCCUGAGUCACAGGUCUGAUUUAGGAUAGAAAUGAUCUACCAAAUCCAUGUUCGCAACUUUGUCUAUUGAACCAAAAUGAACAUAGAGUAACAAUGUCUUUAAAAAUGGAGGCAAUGGAGGCUUUUAUUUCUCUAUCACCAGUUGAGUACAUGGUGCACGUACAGAGAGCAGCUAGCGGUACGACCAUACUAGUGGUUGCUGCUAAGGUGGUGGCAGUUCUAGGUUCAGUAUUUGUUGCCUAUUUUGGCAUAGUUCAGAAGGAGGGUCAUAGUAUUGCUGUGUCCAUGCAGCGAAGUUGAUAGCAGACCACUGGCAAAGAUCAUAUAUUCAUAUUUCCGAGGCACUAGCAGAAUUAUUACACAGUAAAUUACUAAAAUCACUAUAAAUCAACUUAAAACUCAGAUGAACUUUAUAUAUCUAUAUAUCUGAAAGAUUUAAGGUAAAGUAAUGUGCUUUGUUCAGACGUUACACUUGACAAAAGUAUUUUCCUUGGUUCAAAGCUUCCAAAUGACUAAUACUGCCCUUACAACUGCGAAGUUUCAGGAUUCAGAAACUACCAGAUGCCAUGAAUUUAAUCAACACUGAUAGAUCCUAUGAAACUGGACAGACAAGCGAUCAGAUAUACUAACUAAUCUUUCAGUUGUCAGAACACUUGCACUCUCUCAAUAUUCACUGAAGCAGAAAUUAUAGCCUACAGCCUUUAAUCUGAAGUGGAAUUAGUUUUCAUAUGCGUUUUAAGACAUCUGGCUUUUAAUGGCAGUAAUUUUUGGUAUGUCCUUGUUUUUGCAAACAAGGAAGUGGCAUUCUUUGUAGAGCUUUCUGCUGUUUGCCUUAUUAUAGGUGACUUACAACACAGAUGCGUGCCUCUUUCCUUAUUUGCGCAUGCAUAUUUGGCCCUAAAUAGAAUUUUAUUAUCUACAAAGCAUAAAAAUAGCCAGCACUCCAAAGAAUUGAUUUAGAGAACCUAAGCAUAUUGCAUAGAACAUAAAGUUGACCUUUACCGUCUGCAGCUUUUGAAAUGGAGUGGGAUGUGGAACACAUCAUAGGCUUAAUGUGGCACAACGCUGUCUGCAGAAACUUGGGUGGGACUGUGACUGCCUGCCCAUUGCACCCGAUGAUUGAAUCUGCUGUCACCAGCAUCCUGAUAAUAAUGAACAUUCAGCUUAACGACCGUGAUUAUGAUUAUCAUAAUUGAUGUGUGAGUGCAGUGUGUGGGGAUCAUUACAGCUAAACUGUACGGCAGAGAAACAUGGCUUAGUUAUGGAUAAUUUUACUUUUGCACACUGAUUGGGAUAAAAUAUGCUUUUCAAGCUCAACAGUCCAUCCUACUGCAAUUUCAGGAAGAAGUCUGUAUAUGUGAAUUGAUGAUCCAAGCACGCUGCAAAACAGCCAGUCUAGCUGUUUGUUUAAAAUGGUUUCAUUUCAUUAAUAUUGGCAAUUAAUUAGGUAUCAAGAAAGGGGAAACCUCUUCUGAGUUGCCAGUUGCAUUAAUCAGAUACCAAGUUCCUUGCAUAGGCUGAAAAGAAAAAUAUUUAGCUAUGCACAACUGGUGCAGUUCCAUUGAUAAUGGCAAAGACAUUUUACCUUUGUAUUGUCAGUGCCAAACUAAAAUAACAUUUAUCUGUUUUCCUAAUGUCUUGGCAAAACUGGCAGAAAAUAUUAUAAAGAUAAAGCCGCCAAGCAUAUAGAAGAACAAGCCUGGCUGAAGCAGAACCAGCAUGGCUUCUGCAAGGGGAAGUCCUGUCUCAACAGGCUUUGGGAACUUACUGCUUUUAAUGAAAGGGCUGGUGCCAUGCUGUUUUUAUUGUAAUUAUUUGGAUGGUUUUAGUAGAUUGUUUAUGCAUAUAUAUAUAGUUUUAAUUCUAUCAGUGUUUAAUUGUUUUUAAUGAUCCUCUUGUGGAUCAGGAACUGGUUAAGUAAUGGGAAAUAGAGAGCAGGGAUAAAUGGACAAUUCUCCCAAUGGAGGGCUGCAGAAAUGGAAGUUCCCCAAGGAUCGGUAUUGGGACCUGUGUGUUUCAACUUGUUCAUAAGCAAUUUAGAGUAAGGAGUGACGUGGCCAAGUUUGCAGAUGAUCCUUAACUGUUCAGGGUUGUUAAAAUGGGAUUGUGAAGAGGUCCAAAGGGACUUCUCCAAACUGAGUCAUUGGGUGGUAAAAUGGCAGAUGCAAUUCAGUAUAAACAAGUAUAAAGUGAUGCAUGUUGGCAGGGUGGAAUCUCAAUUUCACACAUAUGCUCAUGGGGCCUAAACUGGUGGUCACUUAGAAGGAACAAGACCUUGGGGUCAUAGUGGCUAGCCUGAUAAAGUUGCAGACCCAGUGUGCAUCAGCUGUGAAGAAUGCAGCUUCCAUGGUAGGGAUCAUCAGGAAAGAAAUGGAAAAUCAAACUGCCAGUAUCGUAAUCUGUGGUAAAACUGCAUUUGGAAUGCUGUGUACAGUUCUUGUCACCUCACUUUGGAAAAGAUACUGUAGAGUUGGAAAAAUCACAGAAACAGGUGGUUGUAGGUUAAAUCCUCGUAUGGGAGAGCUGCAUAUGCCUGCAUUGCAGGGGGUUGGACUAGAUGAUACUCAGGGUCUCUUCCAACUCUACAAUUCUACAAUUAUUGUUCCCUGAGCCACUGAAAAGCAUUUCAAGAGGGUUGGGAGACCCUUUGUAUUGGGAUGGGAUGUGUCACAGUGGAUUUAUAAAGCUGCAAGGGAGAAUCAAGAAACAUCAUACACAUUUUAUUAUACUGCUUGGGUAAACCUGGAACGUAGGGCAAUUAAUUCAUUCUGAAAUAAAAUAAGUACACACAUGCCGAUAAAAGCGGAAGUGCCUUUCACAUGUGCAGUGGCACCUUUGGAUUCCUGUCUGUGUGAACGGAUGCGGGGGCAACAAGAACAUUGUAAUAAUACUCCUUUGAAGGUGGCUCAAAGAAAAUAAUUCAGAAGGAAUGAUUUCAAGUAGUGACUAGAAAAAAAUUGAGCCAUUCAGUAAAGUUAUUUGCAUGAGAAAAGGCACUGUCAGCACUUUCUAAUGUAUUUGAAUACAGAUUGUCAAGCAACCAGUUCUAUAUUUUAUAAAACCUUAUUUUUAGUUCUAUUAUUUCUCAGUGGGAAAAUUCCAUGCUUUGAUAAUGUUAUUGGACUUUGAAGAAUAAAUAUAGUCUGAAGAGAAAAAUUAGAUGGCACUUAUUAAACUGUCUAACUAGCAAUCCUGUGUCGUUCGUCUGUUGCAUGAUAAAUGUCUUGUGUUACCUAUCUUCUAUGUUUAAUCAGGCAAAUAGCUUGUUUCGGCAGGGGAAGAAAAUCUACCUUUUAAUAACUGCUAAGUCAAGUCAAAGAGUCUGCAGAUUUUCCACACAAUUCUUUACUGAGAUUACAGGAUAGCAGAGUUUUUAUGUAUAGUUAACAAGACUGAUGCUCUGUUAACAAACAAGAAAUUUUUGGGAGACCUCCCAAAAGAGAGAGAUGGCAAACUCUUUCUCACCUCUUCCCAAAGUUAUUCAGAUUUGUUUUGAGUGCUGCUGGUUGCACCAGAAUGUGCUAAAAAGCUUGUUGUCAUCUGUGAACAAUCAGGAUACAAGUUAACCAGAAAGAGGAAAACCUAUAGUCGCUUAGGGGGGAAAUGCGGUUUUAGCCAGCAAAGCUUUGACCCAUCCUUCUAGCUAUGGUCUCCAGCCAGUUUUGCCCCAGGGUAGCUGCCCAUGAACUACUAUGCAGUUGUGCUUGUUGUAGGUAGAAAGAUAUCCGUCACCAUUUCUUUGAAUGCUACAAAAAGUGCACUGUGCUAACAUUAAUUUGAUCUAAUAGCUUCAAAUAUGUGAUUGUCAAUGAAUGAAGGAUUUGUAAUUUACAGCUUACAGAAGUAGCAAGAUGCAAUAUAAAAGCGAUAUACAAAAAGAACAGGCACCAACAAAGACCAGCGAUAAAACAUUUUAAAAAUAACCACUGUAAGAGGCACCAUGAACUAUAAUAAAAACAAAAGGCAGAAUAAAAACAAAGUAAAAACACAAAGAGGGAGAUCAUAAAUAAUUAUGGCUGGCAAGCAUUAACAUCUAUCUGCUGGAGACCAAUGUUAUCCUAAACAGGAAGGUUUUAAUGCUAAGUCAGAAGGCCAGCAAGGAGGGACAAGAUGAGCCCUCCCCAGUGAAGAAGGUCCACAUUCUGGGCCCAGCAACAGUGAAGAGAGACAUGACUGGGUGUAUUGUGGUCUGGAUUGCAGUGCUAGUUGCAGUCACUACUAUUGUGUGCUCUAAAUAAUAGGUAGAAAAUUGCAAUUACGUAUAUUCUUUAACCCUGCUGGUUAAAGGCAGGUUCACUGAAGUGGGUGGUGCUUCCAAGCUAUGCAGAAAGGAUAGCUCAUCACCAAGGCUGAGUUAGUAAUAGCUCCAGACUUCAACUUAGAUGGAACCUUUUAGGUUCAUGCUCCACAAAAAGCCAGACAAACGAUCAAAUUUGAACGGUCAGAAUAAAGUACCCAAAUUUCUGUCAAGUCUUUGUGACUUUCCAGAAUGCAAAGGCGUGCAAAAUCGAGUCAGUUAAUGAACGUUUGUAUCUGUGAAGAUGGCUUUGUGCUACGUGAGAAAGGAUUAUCCUAGCAUAAAUUGCUUGCCCCGCUCUGUGAAAAAUACUACAUUUUUCCAGGACUGGAGAUUAUAUUUUUGUCAUUUUACGCAGAGCAGGACAAGUAAAGUGAAGCUUUGUGAUAUAUUAAUAAGGAACUCUGUGUGUGUGUGUGUGUGUGUGUGUGUGUGUGUGUGUGUGUACUGUAAUGGAAUAAUGAUGUCCUGAGUAUUAUACCUGCCCUGCAUGCCACUGUAUAACCUGCUGUUCUGUUGGUACAAUCUAGUUGGUGACAGAGCUUGGGACCUGGAGAAGUAGAGAACAAGUCAAUCAAACAAUACAAGACCAUGCAUAUUAAAACAGACUUGGUGCCCUGAUGUGAAGCUGCUUGAUGGAGCAGCGCAGUGUCAACCAUGUCUUUCUUCUAAUGCUAAAAGUAAUGUACAUAGACAGAGUGACAAUCAGAGUACAGCCUCCCAUCAGCUGUAAUUAAUCUUUUCGUUAACAGAAAGACUAGAAAGCCUCUCAUCAGCCACUUCUGAAGUCGGAGAGACCCUGCUUUUUGAUGUUUGUAUUCUGAGUAAAAUUGUCCCCACCAGUUCUAACAAAUUGAAACACCAGGCUAAUUAUGGCAGCUAAUGAAGUGUGUGGAAUGGUCACAGCUUGUCGUGAAACUGUUCCUUCAGCUCAGAUUAGAGUUUCAUCAAUCACUUUUUUAAACUGAUCCAGAAUUGCUUCUGCCCGGUGCUUGGCAUUUUUAAUGCUGUUUCUGUAAUUGGUUUUUUCCCCAAAGCUUAGGCUGUUUUUUGAAAUAUUACAUUCUUAAGAUAGAACACGCAAAUGCAGACUCCAGUCUGUGUGGAUAUGUGUGUUUGUGUGUGUGUGUGCGUGUUCAUUAUUGCCUCUAUCAGCUGAUCAAGUGGUAAGAAGCUAAUAAAAGGAGCACAACUGUAAAAUUUGAUAUACUGCUUUUAAUCCCGCUAAAGGUAGCAAUAAAGCAUAUACACAUAUAUGGAUAUGAAUCGUUAUUACUGGGGUUUGAUGUAUACUGGCAUAAUCACAUGAGAUACAGUGUGUGCGGAUGGAUGUCUUAAAUCUCACCAGAGGUUUUAAAUUAAAUGAAUGAUUCGGAUUGCAUUCCUCUGUAUAUCAUUCAGCAAAAUUGGGUGUAAUUUGUUGUUUCUGCAAAUGUCAAACCUCCUGGCAAUGGAAGUUCAAAAUAUAUUAGUAGCCCAAGAAUAGAAACAUUUCAGCUUGAAUCCCAAGCCCUUGGGAUCACGUUGGGAAUUUUCACGGUGCCUCUAAUUUCCUUAAGGUAGAAAGGUGCACAAUUGUUAAAAUCCCAAGUUCUUGCUAAUUUACAGUCUCUACUGGUAUUCUGCUAUAUGAUGAUUCUUUAGAAGUUCUGCAUGAGUAUUGACAAAUACACUGUCAAAUUCAUUCCUUCAAAGUAUUACUUAAAUAACACAGGGCUGAAACUAAAUAUAUUUCCCUCAUUUCUCUGCUUGUUACUUUACAUGUCAAGAACUAUCUCCUGUUUCAUGGAUUUCAGGAUGUGUUAGCACAUUUGCAGUAUUUUGAUCCUGUUAUUCUAAAUUCCACUUCCCCCCUCCUCCUUUGCCCUUAUUUUCCCAUGCCCUUAUUUUCCUGUUCGCUGUGGUACCCCCUUGAUUUUGUCAAUGAUUAUACUGCAUUGGUGACAUCACAGAGAGCUUCGUGGGAUUCAACUAACAAUUUGAACUAAUAACAAAGUGUAUUGCUUGUUAUACACCCUUUGUUUAGUUCUGCUAGUUGUAUGAUAGUGGAAUGUGUAUGAUUGAAGGAUUUAAAAAUACCUGCAUAUUUAUAUUGCAUUUCUUCACUUUUGAGGAAAUAGUUUAAAUGAAAUAUAUUUUAUUUGUGCACAGAAUAUAUUAAGCAUAAUCCCACUUCAGGUAGACUUGUUUUUUCAUAAAAAUAUUUAUUAGUCAUUUGCAAAUGUUCAUAUUUGACAAAUGACAUUUAUUAAUCGUGAAUGGAUGAAGAUGAAGCUUUUGACCAUCUACUCCCUUUAUAAGGAAUACUUUUGGAAAUUGCCCUGGACUAAACUAAGGCUUGAAUUACAAUAGCCAAUAAGUUCCAAAUACCAAUCCAACAAUUUCAUCUGCACGUUUGCUUUUUAGCUCUGAUUCAGUAAAGUUCAAGGGUAUCCAAGUAUGAAAUAGCUUGUGAGGAAAUUCACAUCACUGUCUUAAUUUAAUUUAGCUGUAAUAAAGACCGCAUUAGUUCCAAAAAUAGAAUAUUAUCUUUGGCAAUUUUGGUUCAAAUAUAGAUAUUAGAUAUGUCCAAAACAAAAUAAGGCAGCUAGUGCCAUUUCCUCUGGUGUAUGAUAUAAGAGAAAUGGGCGAAAUGCAAUGUUUUGAAACUUACGGCCACAUUUUCACGGAAAUGUAUACCCCACCCCAUUUUACAGGCUCUUGGAAAGUAACACUAAAUAUAAAAGAGAAUGUGAAAACAUAUUAUAAUAUCCUACCAACGCAAAACAAAAUUCAUUCAGACAUCUCUUCAUCCACUAUAACCUUAACUCUUGCCCUGCCAAAUCUAACAUAAAUAUGUAGGCUUGUUCUUAGGUUGUGGAAGACAGGAGUGCCUGGCAUGCUCUGGUCCAUGGGGUCACAAAGAGUUGGACACGACUAAACAACAACAACAACAACGUGCUUAGGUUAGGAUGGAAGAAUCACUAAGGAAGAGGUGUUGUAUAAUUAUGACCAGUGCUUUUUUUCUAGGGGUACUCUCAUUUUCCUACUCAUAUUGAAAUACUGCCCCUCGAUGAAGCUAAACUUAGAUUCACAAAAUGUUUAGGGGUAUGUGUACCCCUGCAUCCCCCCAGAAAAAAAGCACUGACUGUGACCAAGAAUGGCUCUCUCUACAUCCUUGGCAGCUGAUUCAAAAAUAGAUUUCAUGGUUUAGGAAGUGCCCUGGGUUGAUCACAUAAUGGGGAGGGGUGGCUGUUUCUAAGGUACGUUGGACCUAUGCAAAUUAGAAGAUGGAUACAUAGGGAUAUUGGUCCAUUAUUCAGAUAAGACAGUUCACACAUAUAGCCAUCAGUCAGAGUUGGGUAACCAAGCAGUGAUAAAUCAAGUGAUGCAUGUGUGAACCAGCUCUAUAUUUACUGUGUUGGACACUUUCCACUAUUACUGAAUAAACCUGAGUGCAAUCUAUCUUACUCUUUUUUAAUCAAGCAACUGUAUGAUAUAAAAAAUUGGCAAUGCCAGAAAUUGCUCCAGAAUUUUUUGGGGAGGAGCAGCGUAGAUUUGGGUUGCAGUCCCAUACACACUUGCAUAGGAAUACAUCCCAUUGAAUUCAGUAGGGCUUUACUUUUGAAUGCUUUACCUUGCGCAUCACAAUCUUCCCAAACAGUAACAAGUCGAUAUUUCAUAUUGUGCAGCAGCUGUGAAAAGGUAAAUUUCACACUAGAGAUAAUUAGGAAAGGAAUUGAAGAUAAAACUGCCAAAUAUACAAAUCUGAGGUGGUGGUGCAGUUGGAGUAAUAUGUAUAGUUCUGGUUGCCUCACCUCCAAAAAUAUGUUUUACAGUUGGAAAUGUAACCACAUUGAUCAAGGGGGUGGAGCAACUAUGGAGGAAAGGCCAUAGCUUAAAAAGCCUAUAACAUUUAGGCCUUUUAAGCUUAAUUAAGGAAAAGGCAAGUAAGAAGCAAUAAAAUUAUGCAUGGGGUUGAGGAAGUGGGUAGGGGAAAGUUUUUCUCCCUUUCUCCCAACACUGGAAUUCUUGGACAUCCAGCGAAGCUGAAUGCUGGAAGACUCAGGACAGACAAAAGAAAGCACUUAUUGUUAAACUAUGGAAUUCGCUGCUUCCAAAAGUAGUGAUGGCCACCAACUAGGGUGGCUUUAAAAGAGGAUUAGACAAAUUCAUGGAUAAGACUAUCAUGGAUUAUUAACUAUGGUGAGCAUCUUCUGUCUCCACUCUUUGGGGUGCACACUUCUGAAUAACAGUUGCUGGAAACCACAGCAGGAGAGAGUACUGCCAUGCUAAGCUCCUGCUUGCAUGCUUCCCAUAGGCAUCUGGUUGGCCGCUGUGAGAAUAGGAAGUUGGACUGGAUGGGCAUUGAUCCAGCAGAAGGCUCUUAGAUUAUUAAUCUUGAGUGUGUGUGUGUGUGUGUGUGUGUGUGUGUAGAAGCAAGCCUCCAGGAUUCCACUUGGAGUUAUGCCCCAAAAUGACUGUUAUAUGGUAGAAGUGGACUUUUCCCCGUUAGUUUCCAGACUUGUCACAAAUCCAUGAUGGAGAAAGCUGCAAGGUUUGACUGUUCUGCGUGUUGAGCCUCUCUGAUAUCAUGUACCGUAUUUUUCGCUCUAUAACACGCACCCGACCAUAACACGCAUGUAGUUUUUAGAGGAGGAAAAUCCGUAGGCAUGCCACCCAUAGGCAUUCCCUCCAUAACACGCACAGACAUUUUCCCUUACUUUUUAGGAGGAAAAAAGUGAGUGUUAUGGUGCAAAAAAUACGGUAAUAAAUAACACGCUGCUUGCUUUUAUUUGACUCACCUGGGAUUUGUUCUCUGCUCUACUGUUCUGUACUUCACAACCUCUAACCCCCAGUGGACCUCCUAUUGACAGCCUGUUUCAAGCUGUCCCAGUUGUGUGCAGGUGUGUACUAUAGUGCUAGUGUUGGAUUAUGACCUGGGAGGCCAGGGUUUGAAUCCCCACUCAGCCAUGAAGCUUACUGACCUUGGGUCAGUCACCAUCCCUUAGCCUGCCCUACCUCACAGGGUUGUUGUGAGGAUGACAUUUGCGGGAGGAGAACCACCUUGAGCUCCUUGGAAGAAAAGGGAGGCAUAUAAAUGUAGUGAUAAAUGAAUGCUUCCUUUUAAAGAGGACAGAAAGUGGUGGCUCUUUAAAAGGGAGGAAUUAAGCCCAUCAUGGCUGCUAUUUUGAUUGUUCCACCUCUGCCGUGCUUGUUGUGGCAGCUUCUGGUUCAUAUAUGUAUGGCAGGCAAUUAUUUGGAUGUGCUUCUCCUUACCUCCCUGGUCAUCCUGUGAGCAUCAGAAGCAAGUGCCAUCAGAACUAGUACUUGUAAAAGCUGCAACAACAGUUAUCCUGGGGAGAAUUUUAUGCCAACAUCGCUCUAUUUUAAAAUAUGGAUCUCAUCCCCUUCUGCAUUGCAAGUGUGCAUAUGACCAAUGCAGCAGAGGAUGGUUUUCAUUUGCAUUGUGUGGGUUUGAUGUGUAUCUGAAGCCGAACCAACCCCUUCUCCCAAAAAUGCUUGUGGAGGUAAGCUCCAAGGUAAGCUUUACUGUUUCUCUUUGGGACAUCUCAAGGGACAGACUAACAAUGCUCUAAGAGUCUUAAUUUGGGCCACUUGUAAAGAGACAAUCAGAUAAGUAAUUAUUCAAACUCAGAAGCAGUAAUUACAAGUCUUUUAUAAUUUCUCACAAGACUGUUUGAUUCUAGUGCCUCGAUUUACAACACUGAGAGAAGUAUGUAUAAUAUACUAUUUCUUAAGAGGCUUGGUCAAAAUUUAAGUAAAAUUAUAAUGAAAUGUUUGUUGCAUAUAUUAAGCUGCAAUUAAUAUGUUUUCUGCCUCUGUCUGAAAGAUAAGAUAUUAAAAUAAUGUUGUUAGCAGGCUUCCCACUGUGCGAAUAAUUUCCUGAUAUUUGUACAGCAUAUUAUCAUAUGCUCUCUGUCAAUAACCAAAUAGACUAUCAAACAGAGAAAAUAGUAUGAUGAAAGUAUCAUGCAGAAGGACAUAACAUUGUUUCAUGAUGACUAGCCAGUAUCAUUUUGUAUUUUAAAAAUGAAUGAUAAGUUGAUUCAAAGCAUACUUAUAAAGUCAUUAAAGCAAGUUGAAAAUUGCCCUCCAUUUUAGUCAGCUAGCCUUUUUAAGUCAGAGGGUUUGUUUUUUUAAAUCAGCUUUGCUUGCAUUUUAAGGAGGCAAUUAGCCAUUGGGUUUGACAUAUUGGCCUGGUUACCAUGUAAUGCUAAGUCAAACCAUGGCCAAGUAUGGACACACACAAUAAAAUCACAGGAGCUUCACUGUUCUUUAGAUCUUGCUGCUGCCGUCCUACCUAGAGUUAAGCCAUGGCUUGGCUUAAUGCCACAUCUGAACACAUGCUCAUAGUUUGCCCUGCUACAUCAUAAACUGCAGCCACAGUUUCUUUUUGUUUUACAGUUCACUUAGCCAUGGUUUAUUUCAUAUGGUUUGGCAUAGCGUCAUGUACAGACUAUUCAGAGGCAACCCUCAAGUUCAAAUGAAAUACAUUAAAUCCCUAUGCAGAAAAAACUUUUCCCAAGAUUUCAUUUAGCUAAGGUACUCAUGUGCAAAUGAAUUGGUAAACUAUGUUAUAACUAUGUGAGUGUUUGUUAUAACUGGACAAGACAUUGGUAACUAGUGGGUGUUUUCAUUCAUGAAUCUAUGUUCUAUUUGGCAGUUUGCAGAAUGAUAAGAACAAUCCUUUCUUUGGCUGGUUGGUUGGUAAGGACUUCACUUGGUGAUUUCUACUAGAGCCAGUGUGGUGUAGUGGUUAAGAGCGGUGGACUCGUAAACUGGUGAACCGGGUUUGCUUCCCUGCUCCUCCACAUGCAGCUGCUGGGUGACCUUGGGCCAGUCACACUUCUCUGAAGUCUCUUAGCCCCACUCACCUCACAGAGUGUUUGUUGUGGGGGAGGAAGGGAAAGGAGAAUGUUAGCUGCUUUGAGACUCCUUCGGGUAGUGAUAAAUCCAUACUCUCUUAAUAACAAUGGGAGGCCUUUUACCACCUCCAAAUACUUAGGUUACACAGAUUCCCAUCUAUAAAGCAAUUACAGUGGUGCCUCGCAAGACGAAAUUAAUUCGUUCCGCGAGUUUUUUCGUCUUGCGAUUUUUUUCGUCUUGUGAAGCACGGUGUCGGGAAAGUUUUGGAAAAGCUUCAAAAAUCACCAAAGUCUUCAAAAACCUCAAAAAAGGGGGGUGCUUGGGAGGGAGGGAGAGGCGGGCGCGGGGCGUGGGGGGAGGCGGGGCGGAGGUUGCUGCCUGAGCCCCCGGGAUCGGUUCGGCUCGCCUUGCUCCGACCCUUUGCACUACAGUCGGUGCCGUCUUGCUGCUGCUGCUGCUGUCGCCGCGGUAGUCAAAACUCCUACCGGCCUAAAAGUUGUCUGCUGCAAAAUCCCUUCUGCAGCAGCAGCCCGAAAGAAAGCGAGAGUGCCAGCCAGCCAGCCGCCCGCCGCGGACAGGAGGGAGGGAGGGAGCGUCAGCGACGGUGGAUACCUAUUGCCCCUGUUGCUGCUGCAGCCGGCCAGCCAGCCAGAAGCGCGCGAACGCAGAGGGGUGCAUCCAGCCCGUUGGAGAGGAGCGCGGGGGCGCGUCCCCGGUGGCUCCCGAGCUGACCUUGCCUGGCCCGGCGCCUUCCGCGCUGCCAAAGGGCGACUCACCUGCUGCCUGCGCUGCGCCGGGACUAACUCGAGCAGGGCGAGAACACACACUCGUGUGCACACACACCGAGAGGCAAACUUGCCGCAGCCGUCGACGUCGCGGGGUUGGAAAGCGCGGAGAUGCAGGUAGGGGGCGCCCCUCGCAGGGCGAGCGCCGGAGGGCCUGGGCAGGCGCUCUUGUCACCGCCGGGGCGCUGGGGAGGGGAGAAGGAAGGAGCCCCGUCCGAAGAGCCCCGGAGCCUGGCCUCCCUAACUGGGAGUUGUGGGGAGGGAAGUGUGCGCGCCUUGCUAUUUUUCGCCGAAACAAAACUCCCUCUCCCUCAGAACCCGCCUUUACGCGUUCUUGCCCCUACGGAGACGCACACCGCGUGCUGUGAGUUGCUCCUCGAAGUCAAGUCGCAACUGUAUUAACGGUUUUAAGAAAAAGGAAACAAACUUGCAAGACGUUUCCGUCUUGCGAAGCAAGCCCAUAGGGAAAAUCGUCUUGCGAAGCAACUCAAAAACGGAAAACCCUUUCGUCUUGCGAGUUUUCCGUCUUGCGAGGCAUUCGUCUUGCGAGGUACCACUGUAAGUUGAACUACUUGAAUUAAAAUAGUGUAUUCUCAUUGACUUCAGUGAGGCUAAAAUAAAUCUCAGUCUUGCUAAAAAUCACUAAAUCACUAAAAUCACUGUCCAAUAUAAGGAAAUCCUUAUCCAAACAUUCUAAAUAUAUGGAGUAAAGGUCAAAGCAGCAAGGAAGUGGUAUAUUUCCAAGAUAGCAUGUUAAGAAAUCUCCCCCCUCCCCCCAAAAAGAUCAUGGAAUUAGUAAUUCGUGUUAACAAAUGCAAAGUGGUUAAAGUGCCCCUAGGUAGUUGAAAUCUCAGGGGUCCUCUUGCAAAUUAUCCCCUAAUACGUUUUUUAUUUUAGUGGGAUAACAUUGAACUAAGAAAACUUGAUUGUAAUUUUCUUUUAAGAUCAAAUCAAUAUUACUUUUAUAUUUUAUUGUGGGGCCCCUAAAAGGCUUCAGGCUCAUAGGCCUGUGCCUAUUCUGCCUAUUUGGUAAUCUGGCACUUGAGUGGUUGUGUCUCAUAUGGUAUCAGAUACUGUUACCUCAAUCCACAUGCCCAUUUGUUCUCAGGUGUGCACAUAGAUAUUUUGCUCACAUAUGAAAGAGGAAAUUAAUUCCUUUAUGUGUGCAGAUCACAGUUGCUUCAAUGAGGGAGCAUUUGCAAGCAGAGAGUUUUUCAGCUCGCAUCAGAGUUUAUAUGGCUGUAAGUAAAUGUGAAUCUAACUAUAGUCUUCAUAAAAACAAGGCUAUGUUUCAGGGAACAAAAUGCAUCAUGAAAAUUCCAAGCAAAGUGGCUGGCAGGAUUGUAGUGCAACAUUGCAGAUGGUUUACCUGUGAUUUGUGGGUGUUUGUUGACACAAAACCCACAAUGGACAGUGUUUGCCUGCUCUGUAAAAAAUAAACACCCAACAUUCUGGAUUAUUAUUUUAAUAGGGUUAUACAUAAGAAUUAGAUUCCUUUGGCCACAGGAAGUAAUUGUUAGUCAUGAUUAAUAUCCCAUCUAAUCUCUCUCAAUAGUUUUUGUGAGCAAUGCUACUUAAGGUGUCUAAAUGUACUAGUGGGAAUUGAAAAUUAUAGUGUAGGCCUCUUUCACUAGCUGAAAUAUUUUAAACCUUAUUUCACUGAGGCCAGGAGUGGUGUCAAUGUACUUUGUGUGAAAAGUGCAAUAGAAGCAUUAGUAUUUGACAGCCCUUGUUGAAAUAAGUGAAAUUAAUGGAGCUCUUUUCAUAUACGACAAGGCCAUGGCACCCCUUUCAUGCUGCUUACAGACAGAGAAAAGUCAAUACUUUUUUAUUACUUGACGCUGACCUACAUUCUGCACUACAAGUGCCAGGCCCACUAAUUGGUUUCAGUUGUGAGGAAAGUUUGCCCCAAAGAAACAUUGGAGCAGAUAAAUCAAUCUUUUUAGGGUAGCUUAGUGGUUUUGAGCACUUGAAAUGACAUUUGUGUUGUAUUGACAGAAGGGGCUGUUAUACUCAUUUUGUCAUGUCAGAAGCCCUUGUACUAGUUGGAAGUGUUAACCAGUACUAAUAUAUUUAGGCGGGAAGCCCCUCUUUGCUAGAUCAACAUUUUGCCCUAAUAGCAGAUUGCCGUGUUUGCUUCUCUCCCUCUCUCUGUUAAAUAGCACUGCAUGGCCAUUAAAAGGUCACAGAAUGUCUUGCGGCUUCUCAGUUCAAAGCUCUAAUUUUGCCAUUACAGGCAUUAGGAUUGCAGGGAAAACUUGGGCGAGGACCCCUAGAGUUAAAUGGAGGGAGCCAUAUUUGUACCAUUGAUUUGUAAACAGAACUUCCUACUGUGUCUUUCUCAAAUAUCUGUGCCAUGAAGUGCUCCCGGGUGGUUUAUUCAAAAUAAAAACGUCGUUAGGAUAGCAAAGGAUCGUCUCUUAAAAGAAUACAUAUCUUCCUAUUAGCAUCUAAGAAUAUGGCAGGCGAGUGGAAAACAAAGUCUACAAAUUGCAUGGUUUUAAAUAACAGUGUCCCAAUGAUAAAUGUAGAAAUGAUCUAUAAUUAUUUCACGGAUAAAAUAAGGAUUGUACGAACUUUGAUUUGAAGUGACAUGCAUCAUUCCCCCACCCCCCGCAAGCUUGAAGGUUUGUUAUUUUAGACUUACAGAAUUUAACCUCCUUUCACCGGGUCUGUAAGACAAAGCUAAUUCAGCCAGCUAGCCCUGGUGACUAUCUAAUGUUUAUUGGAUGGAUUUCCCCCAAAUUGAUUUUUGAACUUUGAAUUUUAUUGUUAUUCAUGCUUUUAUACUGUAUUUUUUGCUGCUUCUAUGUUGUAUUACAAUUAAAUGUUUUAAAUUUGUUGUUAGCCACCCUGAGCCCGGUUUUCUGAAGUGGGAAGGGCGGGGUAAAAAUUUAUUAUUAUUAUUAUUUAUUAAAACUGAGAAUCCUGUCUAAGGCUGGAUCUAGACACGUCAAAGAAGUGUUUCAUUUUAAAUAGUAAAUUUAAACCGGGAAAACAGGUAAGAGAAAAACAGGACUCCACAUCGCCAUCUGGUGGCAUAAUGUUAUAUCACACAUACAACACAUAUAAAUCGCUUUUUCUUUACCAGUCUACUAUCUUGCUGGGUUAGCGAGAAAGCUUGCUACUGUUCCUCACUAAAAGGAGUAUGACAAGGUGACAUUAUGACAAAAUUCAUCACUCGGAAACUAGUCUGUACAAUUUAUGCAAACUCUCCUUAAUCACUUUAUAAAAUCAUUAUUUAUCUCACAAGAUUUAUAUACCGCUUGAUUGUAAUAAAACCCCAAAGCACUUUACAAAACUAACAUAAAGGUACUAAAUAACUAUAUAUUGUUACAAGUGGCCCUUUAGUUAGGAGGUAUUGCCUUCUAUCUAAUGUUUUGCUUCUUUUUUCUCUUGAAGUAUAUGGCACUUACAUUAUUAUGCUGUUUCUCACAAUGAUACAUGAAUUGAUUGUAACUGACUGGUUUUUCUUUAAAUAGAUUGCUAAGCCUGUUCCCACACAAAUAUGACAUAUUUUUUUAAAAAAAAUAUGUUAAAUGUCUUCAGUUCAUGUAUAUGCAGCUUUUGUGUGUAUAAAUCACCUGUUCAUUGAAUAUGUGUACCAUUUGCUAAAUUUUGACACAAAUGUAAUGAAAUAAUGCAUGUACAAAAGUUCAUUUUUCAAAAACAUGGGUCCUGCUGUUAAACCCAUCUAUGCAUGCAUCCACUCAAUUGCAAACCUCAGAUAUUAUUGAAAUAGAUAUUAUAUAUUGAAGUCCCUAAUUUAAAUCAAGAUAUAGGCACAUGCCUGUAUAGGCCCUGGUUCAGAAAUGCUACAUACACAUGGCUGUACUGGCUGAUAACUGGUGCCCAAUGAUCAACCUUUUGCAAAGGUAAUGACAAGACAUAUUGCUUAAUCUAUAGGUUAUAUAUGCAUUUUCCAGAUUGCUGGAUACAACUGGUCUCUCGUGCGAUAGGCUAUUCAGCUGGGGCUAUGCACAUAUAUAGCCUUAAAUCUUAAUUGCACUGAUCAUCUUCUUUAACAGGAAGACAGGAGAGCGGUUUGGGAGGUGCUAAAUCCAGCCUCCGCCUAUUCCAAACAGUGAGUGAGUGUGACUAUUGGCAUCCAUCUGUCUCAAGAGACAUGGAAAAGUGCAUCAUUGGGGAUAAGGUCAAACUGUUGGAGAGUUACAGCAGUGUCAAUGGAAAGGUUGCUGGUAAUGGUGGAGCCCAGGUAGACAAAAUUGUCUACCUGGUCACCAGUGCUGAUAUAUGGAGUGCUGGCGACUCCUGACCCAAGAUGUUGGUAUUUGCCAGGCUGAUGGUGAGGCUGAACACACAGGCUUGGGCAGAAUGGUUGAUGGGUCACUAUAGAGCUUCCUUGGAGUGUGCUGCCAAGGCUGCAUCAUCUGCAAACAACAUCUUGCAGAUAAAAAAACCAUCACAUUUUUGUCUUGGCAUGGAGACGUGCUAGGUUGAAUAGACCACUGUCAUUCCUUGAAUGAAUAUACACACACUGUCUUUCGUCAAGCUGAAGGCAUAUGAGAGCAACAGGGAGGAGAAUAUGCAAAAAAGAGAGUUUGGGGGGGAGAAGAGCUUGCUUAAAAAGCAAGUGAAUUUUCGCUGCUGGAUCAGGCGGGAGAACUGUUAAUGCAGCACUUGUUUGAAUUCAUGAUUCCCCAUUCAGAAUUGGAAUAUUCAAUCAUAAACCUGCCUUCAUGAAUUGAGGUCACCUACCUGGAUUGGAGCAUCAGAUUGUAUUUGUUGGAUUGGGGCAAUAGUCUAUAAACUGUUGUUCCCUGUCAUCAUUUUCUUUGCUGCAUUCUUUUGAAUUGUGUGUAUGGGAUAAUUAGCCGACAUGGCAGUCAAAUUGUCAAUACAUUGAAAAGGUCCCUAGGUCUAGUUAAAUCUUGUCAGUAUAACUGUAGUAGACUAUAAUCCCUUGGAAGAUAAUGGGAUCAGAAAAUGAAAAUGCUUAAAAAAAGGAUUCAGAAUUUUAUCAUUCAGCUUUGGGUUUCUUUGGGCAUGUUUAUCCAGGCUGUAAUUUAUUAGGCCUUCUAUUAUAGCAAUAUUUUAAAUAGCACAGGCAAGUGCAUUCCUGGAUAUAAUACGGGUACACCACAGUAUAAGGAGGAAACUUUCUCUCAUCGUCUCUUGCUGUUAGGCUUACCUCAAGGAAAAGCUUGAGAGUCCAAGGAUGUGGGGAAUCCUGAACGCUUUUGCACAGUCUGGCGAGACUUUAUCUCAUAUGCUACUGAUUCAGAAAUACCAAAUUCCUUGUCACCCCAUGUUUAGAAAUAUGGUUGUUUUGGGGGCGGGAAAUGAUAUGAUGAAUGUUUUGCAAUAAUGUGACAUUUUGAAAUAGCUGCACUGUUUUUUUCUUUUGAUGAUUUUCCGUUUAUGUACUUUCUAAUUUUUUUCCAAUAAAUUUGAAACUGAAAAAAAGAAAAGAAAAAGGUUAGAGCUUUAGACUAGUGGAUGACUUUUUUUUCUGGGAUAAAUCAAGAAAGGUACGCAGAGUGACUUUAUUGUCAGAUUGCAUUGUAUGCCCCAGAGUUUUACAUUUCAUUUCCACAGAGAAUGCUGCAGAUACUUACUAACCAUGGGAAAAUAGUAUGGUGGGUUCAUGUCAUGUUACAAACUAUGCAUGUCAUUUAAUUAAUAUCGCCAACUGAAAUAUUAAGUGGGCCUAGGGCUGAGUAUUCUGUUGUGAAAGCUAUUAUUGCCGACAUUGCUAGCGCUAUUGGCACUGACUCUUCCUUAGGGCUUGCCCAAAAUAGUUUGCUUCUUGAGGCAGAGAAUAAAUGGUGCACCUUCCCAAGCCAAAGUGCAUAGUAUCCAAAGCUGAUCAAGUUAUUUUGGCAUACGAGGCAGAAAAGUCUAAAAGCACCUCUCCCCCUUCAUGGCAGUAAAAAUCAUAAUAAAAUAAUACAAAUUUACUUUCCUUUCAUGACACCUAAAAUCAUAGAAUUGUAGAGUUGGUAAUCUAGUCCAGUGGUAGAAGAGGCCACCUCACUCAGCCCUAGAUGUGAAGAGCCAACCACUGACUCUGCUGGCUAGGGUUGAUGAAAACUGGAGUCUAACCACAUCUAGACCAAUGUUUUCCAAACUUGGGUCUCCAGCUGUUUUUGGACAACAGUUCCCAUCAUCCCUGACCACUAGUGCUGCUAGCUUGGGAUGAUGGGAGUUGUAGUCCAAAAACAGCUGGAGACCCAAGUUUGGAAAACCCUGAUUUAGAGGACCACAGGUUUCCCACCCUGCGCUACCUAAUGGUAGGGCCAGCCGUGUUAGAAUUCCUUCUUUUCCUGCUACUGAUCACUAUUGCCACUACAGUUACCAAAAAGAACGAAAGGAACAGAACAGUGUCACCAUUCAGAAGAACAGUAGGAAUAUAUAAUCAGCAACUUCUGUCCCCAUGAUCAGAUCCAGUUGUUUAAAUACUCAGCUGUGAGUGUGUAGCGCAAUAGCCUUUAAACUAGAUAAGCAGUACAGCUGCCAACAUAAAGUAAUCUUACGCUGAGGGAAUGAAUGGCGCAGUGGACUUCCUUUUUGUCAUUUUGACUUGGAUUUGAAGCCGGGCGUGGGCUUAGUUCCAGCUCAAAAAGCCAUUCACUUCAAAGGCACCUAAAUUGUCCCAAGGAGCUAAUUCUGGCAGUCGGUUGUUAUUGUCUGGCAAGUCAUCCUAAUAGCAAAAGCCGUCUGCUCUCUCCAAUCAGUGCUUAUUUUGGGGAUCAGAAAUGACUGGACCUUGUUUUAUGCAGACGAGAGUGGUAGGAGCAGAGGUACACUCUGAGAGGAAUGCUGACAGCUGUUUUCCUGCUCAUAUUUUAUUCUGAUUUCGUAAUAAGUUAAUUAUGAUGGGAUGUUCCUCUCAUACCCUCAAUAGAGCCCAUGAUUCUUAUCAGGAACACAGAGUGGCUGACAAGUGUAGUUUUCAUUGAGUACAUCAUAAAGAGAGAUGUGUAUAUUCUCUGGGUCUGUCACAUUACUGGAAUCUGGCACAACUCCCCUCCCGUCCCCUGAACAUCUGUAUUUUAAAAAAAAGAAGUUUCUAGAUCUCAUGGUAAAGGAAAACUCAUGAUAAAUAUAUUGUAAUGAAUCAGAAGCCAAAGGGUUGCUAGUCUGUUUAUUGAAUGGACAUUGUUCUGCCUCUCCGGCUAUCGCCCACGUAGCCCCUGUCCAUCCCCCGUCACUUGAUAUGCAAAACAGCACAUUAAAUACAAGACAAUCUGGGAGGGUGUGAUAUAACAUGAACAUAGAUAGCCCAUACAGAAUCAGAGCCAAAAUUCAAUAUUCUGCCAGAGGGCAAGAGCCAGAAGUUGUAGUCUGAAGCACUGCCAAGUGUACGGACUGAUUCAAAGCUGGAAUUUUAAUCACAUUUGAGGCGAAAGAGCCAGGAAAGAGUUUUGGUUCCCUCCCUUAAGUGCUCACUGGUGUACUCAGGAAUGUGACAGAUCAUUGGAUCCUGAUUUUUAUUAAGAAAUGUUAAAAAGAGAGAGUAUGUGGAUACUGUAGAUAUUUACAAGAUGUAACUGAAACUAUGUUGUUUGAUAAAUACAGACAAUUAAAGAUUCAAAUUAGAUCAACUGUAAGUAAUUGAUAACACUGAAACUGUUAUGUGACGAGGAACAUUAUUUUGGUUCAUUCUACAUUUUCUCUUCAGUCUGUAAUGUGUAUGUAUCGGACUGUUAUAAUGAGUUGAAUGUGUGUUUCCUUUAAAAAAAAUUGUAUAAUAUAUACAAUCUACAUGUUAAACUAAGAUACUGGAAAAUUCAAAAGUGUGUGUGUAUGAGAGAGAGAGAGAGAGAGAGAGAGAGAGAGAGAGAGAGAGCGCGCUCAGUCGGCGUAGCAUGAGACUCUUAAUCCCAGGGUCAUGGGUUUGAGCCUCACAUUGGGCAAAAGAUUCCUGCUUUCCAGGGGGUUGGACUAGAUGACUCUCAUGUUCCCUUCCAUCUCUGUGAUUCUAUGUUUCUAUGGACAAUUUAUUCAUGCAGUGUUUAUACUGUAGAUCUCUUCAAACUGAAUUGAAGUGAAAAACAAACCAGCCAUGAUAUAAAAUACAAACACACGCCAUAAAAAAAACAACAGAUUAGAUUGCCCAUUUUCUUCCCAUGAACAGGGUGGAAACAGAAUCCUGCCUUCCAGCUCCAUCCACCCGGCAUGCCUAUUCCACCAGAUGUUUACAUGCAGUCACAAUAAGUUUGAAUAGAAUGCCCAUGUGAGAAAUCCAACCUAUGUAGGCUCAAAUUACACAGCCUUUGGGGCUUGUUGGAGUCAAUCAACUGCACUUUUUAGACCUAUGUACGUUUAACUUUUUAUGCACGCAUUCAUGUGAGGAUGUUCAGGUGCAGCCAGUAAGUGGUAUGAGAAAGUGUAGUAUCGUUACACUGUCACGCACUGGGAAAUUAUCAGGGAGAAAGUUCCAUUCAGUCUGGGCUGCAGUCAAUAUAACAUGAAAUGCUCCAAUUUAAUUUUUCCUUUUUGUUUUCUCUAGGACUUCUUAACCGUGCUACCAUCGAUUCCUCUGUUUGCAAAGUUUGGCCAAGCCUAUUCCAGAGCCGGAGCAGUAGUGUAAUUUCUCUACCAACCCAGUCUAUGAAUUUUUAAACACUUGAAAUAAAGGGGGUUUUUUUGUUUUGAAAAUAUGAAGCAAAGCAAUUACUUAUGAUUGCCAUGUACUACCUGCAGACAAUCCUCAUAUACAACCUAGUUUUGGAAUUCUGAAAUAAUGGUUCUAAGCAACCAGCAAGUUACAUCAUGCCACAUUUUUUGUGUGAAGGACAUCCAUAGAGACAGAUCUCCACCUUCAGAAAUUCUUAAUUGUAGGUAUUUCUAGUCCAUUUUCUCUGUUAGCAAGAUUGCAGAUCAAAGUAACUGGUGGAAUAAACUCAACAAUCUGAAGAAUUAGAUCAAUUUACUUACUCAGGUAAGAGAUGUAGCCCUUUUUUCUGCGGGGAAAAUAAAUGAAUAAAAAAUGCUUACUCUGUUAAUAAUGCAUUAUCAUCUCCCUGUGAUUGAAAUGAUCAGUUGAUAAUGUGAUGUAAUACUCAUAUUGGCAAAGCACCAUGAGGUGAAUAUAUAUGCACCCCAGUCCUAAAUAUACUUGCUAGUGAGUAAGUCCCUUUUAAUUUCAUUGAAAAUGUCAGUACUACCAUGGGAAGUAGUCAUGUUGUCCACCUGGCUCCUCACGUGGUUCUCAGUUCCUGGUGCUACUCCGAUAGUCUCUUGCACUUUUUCUCUUUCUCUAUUGCUGAUCCUUGUCCCUUUUUUUAUUACGGGUACAGAGGGCAUUCGGGGUUUAUGUCACCAGUUUAGCGUCAAUAUAGAAUUUUCUUGUUCCCCUGGUCUGCUUCUUAGGUAUUCCUAGUACAUAGAACUGGUAUGAAGAGCCCUCACAGAAGUUGUCCACACACAGGCAAAUUCUUAAAUGCUAGGGUAGACUCAGCCAUAUUAUUUUACAAACUUCCACAGUUAUCAGGCAACAUCAGAUAACAUCAGCUCAGACACAAAGAACAGAGGAAUCAAGCUCUCAGGGGCAGGUGCAACACAUACAUCAUUUUCUAAAUGACAGCAGUACAAAUCAAAUAUGUCAGGCAUUUUUUUCCAAGCAUAUUUGGCUGUCUUUUUGUACUUUUGAGUAGCUGAUCAAAUUCAAACUUUUGAAAGUUUUGUAUUUAUGUCCUGCAACGGGAAACGAAGGUCCUUUAAUUCUGGUAAGUGAGGGACACAACCCGAGCAAGUUAAUUUUGCCAAAUAAAUCGGAGUGCUUUUGUUCUUUGUUCAGGGGGCUGAACAGAAGACACUCGCAAAAAGGUGUUGAUGAAUAAGGGAUGCCAUAGUAAUUUUUAGAUGUGAGGGCUAUCUCUUUGAUUGCUCCAGCUUCAAGGUAGUUCAUCUCUUCAUGAUAAUUCACCCUGUGUUGUUACUUAUCUUUCUACCACAUUUUCCCAUCAGUCCGAUUAGAACUGGCAAUGCCUUUAUCAGAUUAAUCUUUCUUUCUUGGUUUCUUUUAAAUAUCUCUGACCCCAAGAUAAACAUAACCUAUGCCAAGCAAGCCAUCACUGAAGCUGCUGGAGUUUUCAGUUGCUGAUGAUACUCUGCAUAUAUUAAGGUUAAAAAGAGUACUUCCAAUUCACUCUAAUCCACUCACUCAUCUAUUGUGUAGCCUUUAUUCAAUCUCUUUUCUUUUCUUCCUUCCAAACAGGGCAAUUUUAAUAAUCCUUUCCAUGUGCAAAAAUAUGCCUGCGAUUUUUAUGAGACAGACUUAGGAGAUGACUACACUAUACCCAUUUUUCAUUAAUGUAAUUUUGUAGGAAAGAGUGCACUUAAAAGCAAUGGAUAUGGAUGUUAUUUAUUUCAGAAAUUCAUGCCCAUGUCUACCUCCAGGCAUAUCUUACUACAACUACCGCUUUGCAAGUUGAAGGCUGGAAUCCUUCCUCUAACUGCUCGGCUAGGAGUUGUUAAACCACAACUGAGGCAAUUAAAUAGCUUAAAAGAAGAAGAAUGGAAAAGGGCCCUUAGUGUCACUUCCACUUCCUUCUGAUUAAAGAGCAGUAUUGGUUCUUAAAUUGGCAAUUCAGUUAUUUAUUUAAAAUGCUUUUAUUCUUUUAUUCUGGUAUUUGGUCCCCAUCUCACUACUGAUUAUGCUACCAGGAGAACAACAGUGUCUGAAUUUUGGAAACAGGUUCAGGGGAGAAAAAAACAACUUUUCCAAUUUGGUGAUUGUGGAAUAGCUCAGUUUACCCAAAUCAACCAGGGUAGGUUCACCCUAGACCAGUUUUAACUGUGAGCUGGACAAAAUUAUGAUGGACAUUAUAUUAUGACUGACACCUGAGCAAUAGAGGGGCUAGCCAAGUCAUUGUCACAAGUACACAACAUUUUAAAAUGCCAUCAAAAGCAUCUUUGGGGCACCAUGGUAUAAAACAAAACUACUCUUCCUGCCCAUUAUUCAACCUCUACCUUUCAUUAUAAUUAUGGUUUAUGGUGACAACUGAUAUAUGAAUCAAUAUAUGGCACCAUGGCAGUUUCAAGGUCCCAUCGUUUACACAUUUCCUGGUAAUACGAGUCAUGGCAAAAUCGCAUUCAUUGCAGAACAGCCUUCUCUCAUUCUAAGUAAAUCAGAAACUUUGUGACCUUUUGAGUCUUUACCAAGAUGCUGGCAAGGUAAGAAAAUUUGCAUAAUGUGGAUGCCUGCAAGGAUAUAAAAUGUAUUCCAGAACAACUCUCACAAGCUUGAAAAAUCAUUGUUGACACAAUUCGUCCAUCUGAGAAAGUGGACCCUAGUUUGCAAAGGCUUGCCUGGUGGCUUUUAAAUGCUUGGACUACGUUUCCCAUCUGGCUGGGGCUGGUGUGACUUGUAGUCCAAAACACCUGGAGCACUAGACUGGCAAAUGCUGCCUUAUCCCUAAAUAAAUUUGCUAAACUUUAAAGUGCCAUGGGAGUUUUUUAAUGCAUGAAAACUAAAUCAGACAGUGGUCAAUUUUGCCCAGUAUUGUCACUCUGGCAUGAUUGCAGAUAGUAAUAUUUCUAGCCCAGCUACCUGCAGUACUAGGGCUUGAAUCUGAGACCUUCUACACACACACACACACACAAUUUCUGCUUUCUAACCAAAAAUUAUGCCUUAGUGAAGAAUAACAGACCAACCACUGGCACAUUAAAUUUUUGUGGCAUCUUCACUCUGUAUUCACCAGAGUUACAAACUAGUAGCCUAAACCUAGUUUCAUCAAUGGGACAGCACAAGGCAACUUCUCCAACCCAUUCACCGUAGAAAGGGGGAAUUAAAGUGACCGCCCCAAGACAGAAGCUAGUAACUGCAGUGGAAUCACCAAAUACUGUACUUUUCCGUGUAUAAGACUUUUUUUUUUUUUUGCUCUCGUGUUCAAAAUCUGGGCUCGUCUUAUGCACAGAUAGUAUCUCCUCCCGUUUUCUUAAAUUGGAGUCCUCCAAAAUAGAGGGUGUCUUAUACAUGCGGCCAGCUUAUAGACGGAAAAAUAUGGUAUAUGGAUAAAUGGAAGCUGUGGAAGACAAUGUUUGGGCAAUUUAGAAUACCUUGGAGGUCCAAAUGCAUCCUUAUGGGUCACAUAUAUUACUCGAUACCCUGCCUGCUCUGUUUUCCAGUCUGUGGCACAAAAAAGCAAGACUACCACCACAU